GUAAUACGGAGGCGGGGCUAAGGCGCCCUCCGCGGCUUGCGGGGAAAAACGCGCAGGUUGUGCAAAAGUGGCUGAUUGUGCCGGCUCGCCUGUCUCUGGCGGCGGCUCUGCGAGGGACCCUCGGAGAUGUGACCGCCUCCCGUAGGCCGGCUGUGCGGAUUGUUACUCUUCUUUUUCUUCUUCUGCGGCAGCGGCAGCAGCAGCAGUAGCUGCUGCUUCUCUCUGGAGCCAGCGACCUUUUCUGUGGGCGGAACAUGCUUUAAAACUGUGAGUUGUUUUCGGCGCGUUGACUUUUCGCGAGGCAGGCUGCCAGCUUCCCCGCCUGGGCUUUCUCCCCUCAGAAAAGCCCUCGGUUGGCCUCGCUAGCUAAGAAUAGCUGCUGGCCGAAACUGCCCCGGGGGUCGUCGGGGGUCGUAGACGGAGUCCGGGAGCAGCUGGUGUAUCCCGAGGCGAAACAAACUUGCGAAGAAAGUAAGCCCGCUUGCAUUCAGUGGCACCGGCGGGUGAAGAAAUAGCAGCCCCUCAGGACUGUCCCACGACUUUUUUGGCUCCCUUCUAUGUGGGGAGAGUGGAUGAGGCAGCCCAGCCCAUUACUACUACUACUACUAAUUGCUCCUCACACGCCCUCGCUCCUUCCCCCAGCGUUGGUGUUGCCUUUCUGGAGUUUGGCGAAGAGUCAAAAAAAUUAAAAAUAAAAAUCAGCGUAUAGUUUGGCAGAGAAAGCCACUUCCUGUUUUUAAGGCUUGAAAAAAAGGAGGGAGGGGAGCCAGUUGUAACGGUGAACAUUUCUUGACACCUCUUUGUUUUAAGAGCCUUGUGGGCUGCGUUAUGAAAUGCUGCAGAAAUUGCUCACAAGUUUGUGGGUAUUUGUUUCUUUUUACCUCAUUCAACCCAAGCAAUGAUGCUGAAUUUGAUUUUUUGUGGUGGUGCGGGGAGAGGGAGGGGGGCAGACAAGGUAUUUAAAUAUACGUGGGUGGAUUUGCCACAAAAAAGGAUUAAGAAAAUGAAGGCGCUGGCAUAUAGUACCCUGAAUUAUUGGUUGGUAUGGGUGUGAACAUCUGCAAGCCACACCCCUGAUUUCUCCUUAUAUUACCCACAUUGUGCCGCCACCCCCCUUCUUAAAACAAAAAGCAAACCAAAACCCACCAAUACCCAAGGGGCGUUGCCCCGCCCACCCCUUCCUUCCCCUUCAAUUUAAGCAUUGCAUGGGUGUCAACAUGUCUCUGAAUGCAUGCAUACUGUAUGGCUUUGUGCUUCAUGCAGCACCUUAAGGAGCAUCUUCAUUGUGCAAGGAACUGUAUAAAGAGCUAGGAGGGAAGGGAGGGGGGGAUUCCUUUGUCUGUUUCCUCCCUGUGCUUUUUCCCCUGAAGCAAUUGUAAGAGCAACAGCAGUGCUGCACAGCCAGACCUCUCAACAUGUCAUCCAGCUUUCUAAAACUGAAGGGAACACACCCACCCCAUUCCUUUCAGCUGGUUUUUUUUUAAAAAAAUAUAUCUGCUGGUUGGGUUCCUCAGAGCAGAGUAUUUGAGAAUUCACAUCUGCUCUCCUAAUAAUGUUCUCUCCCUUUCCUGAGGAAUGCAGCCAGCUAUCUUUUGUCAUUUUGCAAGAUCCAUUUGAUUUUACUAAUGCAAAGUUUCUCUUGGUGCCCUUCGCUACUGGAUCUAAGGCAGGGUAGUGAACCUGAGGUCCUCCUUUUGUUGGACUCAGAACUCCCAUCAGCCGCAGCCAGAAUGACUAAUGGGAAGAGUCGGUGAGACUUAAUAGGCCAAAGAGAGCUAGAGCACUGCAGGUUGCCCAGCUGUGCUAUAGCCACUGUAAGUGGGGGUUGCACUAAUGCUACUUAUCUAGGGCUGCCAUAUGUCCAGAAUUUCCCAAACGUAGCCAGGAUUUGUGUCCGGAUUUUCACUUUUUGAAAUAUGGCAGCCCUAACUUAUCACUCUCUUUGCCUGGCAAUGUAUGUACUUAAUUUUAAAGUUCAGUUUGUGUACAAUGGGAGUCCCUGCACAUGUGAAGGAAUCUAGAAUCCUCCAAGCUACAGUAGUCAUGUGAAAACAGCCUUCUGUACCAUUAAGAGAAUGAGUUGAGAAGUAGUUCAAAUAUGUACUUCUAUGAUCUUUGCCUUUUUCUCUAACUGUUCGUGACAAACAUGAUGGUGAAAAGUUUGUUCUGCUUUAUAGGGAGGUUCUUAGAAUGCUCUCACCACAGCCACUAAAAGCACUUGAUGUAUUCAAAUUCUUAGCAGUCCUGUUGAUAUUGUUAUUAUACAGUCUGCAAAAAUAGGACAGAUGAUUGCAAAAUACAAGGAAUCUUUCCAGGCAGCACUAAAAGUGCUCUUUGUUUAUAGUGUUUCAUGACCACUUCUCAACAAAUAUUUUCAGAAAGUGGCUUGCCCUACCCCCCAAAAGAUACAAGUAUGAGAUCCAGUUUGAAAACCAUAUAAAAACAACGAAUCCCCAGAAGCGUGGUGGAGUAAUGUCUUCUUCUACCCCUGACAUUAUUGGGGGGGGGGGCACAUCCCGUAACUUUGAAACAGCUACAAAAAGGUAUUGUUCUUUGUUCGGGUACAUAGCACACUUACCACCCCAACAGAUGGAAUCUAGAGCAGAGUCUUUUGGUAAAAGGCACUCCCUGGGCACAUGAGACCCAGACCAUAAAAACCAGCACUUUGAAUUUGGUCUGUAAAUGAACUAGGAACCAUUGCAGAUGUUUCAGAUCAGCUGCAUCACUUACCUACGACCAUCAUGAGGCAGGCAGCAUCUUAUCCUGCAUCAGUUCAGUUGUAGUUCCUAAACAGUGGGACAAUCCAGCUUUCGUCCAGCCUUCAUCAUCCUGGUGUUCUCCAGAAGUGGAUUUGAAUUGCAACUCUCAUCAGACUGUCACAAGAGUGUCCUGAAUGACAGCAUAGUCUAUUUCUGCCUCUGUACUGUAAAUGAAAAACUUGUGUUUCAAACAAAGGAUAUUUUAUCUUAAAAGGCUCUUCUUCUGUUUAAAAAAUCACUUCUUCCUAAAAUAAACUCAGAGCAACUAGCAGAAUAAGUAAGUUACAGAAAACACAGUAGAACAGUUGGAAAGAAAAAUCAAUUUCAUACAUUUAAACCAAGAGCAGAACAGAACAAUUUAGUAUAGAGAUGGAAUUUUAACCCCAUACUGGAGCUGUAGCAGAAUAAGAUCUUAGCUGCUCAUAUGUAGUUUUAAUGAGAAGGCCAACUAAACUUCUCCUGGGAGGGACUUCCAGAAGCUGGGGUGCUACAGUAGAAAAGACCCACAGUUGAGCACACAAUAGGAAGAGGUGUUAAAGGUGCUUUUAAUGUAUAUGAAGAGGAUGCACACAUAUUUCAUGUUUACAUAUUGGAGACUGAAAUGGGAUGUAGAAAGCUCAUUACAGACUCCAGCUGAACAGUGAACACAGAACUGGAUGGCUGAAAUUUGUCAGUUUCUCCUCUAAUAUUGCCGAAUAGCCAUAGAGUCAUAGAAUUGUAGAGUUGGAAGGAACCAUGAGGGUCAUCUAAUCCAAUAGAAGAGUAUAUGCACUUUAGUGGCUUAAAACGCAGCAAGGCCGUUUCUCCCUCCCCGCAUCUCAAGUCACAUUUGCAAUUUCUAUAUGCACCUGAUAUGCAUUACCUAAUUCGUUUCUCCAUGCUGGCAACCCCUGUCAUCUGCACGUGUACAACAGCUGUCUGAACUGUACACACCUGAGCUUAAUGGUUGUUUGCAUCUUCAAGUUGGAUGAAAGCUGGUUAGAGGGGAAACACAUCAGACAGGAGUAUUUCUCAAGAAACUACAGGAUGCACAUGGAUUGUGGCUAACAUGUCUGCUCAGCUUCAAGCUGCAAUGGUGGGAACACAUUGGAACCAGAGUAAGCCAUAAUGUGUACAAACUUGAAGACUGUAAGCCUGUUCCUUGUUUAUUCUGUUUUAUGUAAGAGAUGGGGAGCCUGUGGCCAUCCAGGUGGUGUUGGACUCCCAUCAGCCCCAGUCAACAUGGCCAGUGGUCAGAGAUUAUGGGAAUUGCAGUCUAAUGACUUUUGGAAAAUCACCCCCAUUUUAUACUAUAUAUCACUUUGUUAGAUGCUUAUUUUAUUAUUCCGUAGAAGAAAAAGUAAGACAGCUAACAGUGAACCUGUUGGGGGCAUAGUUCAUAGCUUUCCAUUUUAAAAAGGCGAUGAGAAAGUGCCUUAGAAGAUUAUUUGAUUAGCAUUGCACUAGAGUUACUUGUUGAAGAAUGGGCAGCACUGCAUGCAGCAAAUAGAUAAAAGAUAAGAACCUAAUCAAUCACAGGUCUACUCCCAUUUCCUGGUAGAUUGAUAACUAUCUAUGCAUCCAUAUCUAUCUUAUGAUUUCUAUCUUAUGUGAAAGAAUCAUGACUGGGUGAAAAUCUUAGUCUACUCUUCUGAGUCCCAUCUGUGGAUCUUUCCAUUUGCACACCUGCCAUUUUAAAACCAAAGAGAGGUGCCACAGUUUAUCCAAACAAGCUGGAUUAUUUCCUCAAUUGGCAUUGUUGCAAGAUCAGUCUUGAUUAUUAACUUGUAUUUAAUUUAAUUUGAUAAUGUGCCUUAAUCUAGUUAACACAGAGCCUGUUAAAAAGUGCUGUAUAUUGAGGAAUAUUGCAUCAAGCAGUGGACAUGAGAGACAGAGAAAUGGCUUUAUUUCACAAGAGCAUGUGUGGUCCUGCUAGAUCUUGAUUGAGGGAUUGGUUCAGAAAUUGCUUUCAACUAGUGUCAUGGACCUGACAGGAGGGAGGGAACAUAGAUCUGAAGAUGAGUGAUAGCUGAUAGAAAUAAACUGGACAGAGAAGGCUGAUAAUUUUGGCACAACCAGCAGAGUGAGUUGAAUGAUGGCGCAGCAUAUGAAAAGCCUUGUUUUGGGAAAACUUUAUGAGAUAAAGCCCUGUGUAUAGUUCUCAUGUCAUAUUGUUGUUUUGUGGCAUUGGUGUGUGGUGGUCUUCCUUUUCCAGGAUGCUGCAGUCUCCUACUUUCUUUGUGUCUUCAAAAGUCCCACCUGCCUUUUCUACCAGAGCACGUGCCAUUCCAUCCAUUCUCUCUCACUUAUCCCAUAAUUUCCCUGCAGUCCAUCCCCAACUCAACAUUAUACUCUCACAAAACUAAAGUGGACUACAUGAUAAUAACAUGUAGGUUCAUUUAUUUUGUGCCAUGAUGUCAAUCAUGUUUUGAAUUGCUACACAGAGCGUGGCUGCUGGUGAGGGUGAGUGUGACACGCCACAAACAGUAUUAUGGCAUUUGCUUGUAUGAGAAGCAGGGGACCCUUUUCAGCAUUUCCUCAUAGGGGACCUUCUGGGGCCCACAUGGUGGGCAUGGGUCAGAUCAAAAGUGGGCAGGGAAAACAAUGCCAUUCUUGUCUCUAUACAAUAGACUGCAUGCUAGCCAUGCACAACUGAGAGGUUUCUAUAUAUACACACACCUCUCUCUUCAAUUUAGGGAAACAAGUCAUUAUCACAAUUCAAGGACACAUUCCAGCCUCUGGAAGGUGCAGAGCAGAGCCGUUUUGAGAUGUGGACUACAGAAUGGGCAUGACUUGGGAGAGUCUCAGGGGUGUGAUAGGGAGUCCUGGAAGACUGAAGGGUCUCAGGUUCCACAUCUCUGAUGUACAUGUCUCAAAAGGAAGCUCAUCCUUCCAUUAUAACAACACGUUAAAGUGCCUUUCUUCAGGAACUUAUUUCCCCCCCAUUUAACAUAUAUACAGAGUAACAAAGUUGCUUGCACAGAGUUACAAAGGGAGGAUGUACUGUAGUCUCUUACCAACCCCACUUGCAAUAAAGCCAGGUGGUGACUCUGAAGAUUAGGAGAUUUCUAGGGCAACUCUGUACAUCUGUUUCAAGGUGCUAAUGCAAAAUUGGAUAUGGAAGUGUCCUCUUUGUGACUUCCCAGCUGAACUCCAAAAUGACAAGCUGCGCAGACGACUGCGGAUACUCUGCGACUUGAAAGACCAUGUUGGAGUGCUCUGUCCAUGAUCCUUGCAGACAUGCCUGAAGAAAAUAUUUCUUUUCAGUCCAGCUUCAGACCUUGAGCCAGUUUUAUUUCAUUAGUCAAUUUUUACACAAGUGCACUUCAUUAUAUUGUGCCAGUUUUUGCCAAAGAAGAACACUCCAUGUGUUUCUAAUGGUUAUUCUCUGCUGCUGUGUGCUGUGUUUAAUAAAUGAGCCAUUUCCUUUUCUUUAAACCUUUAGAAUGUUUAGCAUUGCAAUGCAGCUUAUUAUACUUACAGCAUAUCCGCAGCUCGUAAGCAGAGCACAGUCUGAAUAUACAGGUGUGGGAGGGUGGGGAGGGGAGUGCUGUACAAGCAUGUUGUGCUUAAGAGACUGCCAAGGAAAAAUAAACUUAGCCCACAGCAUGUUCUGCUUACACCAUUUUAAAACAAGAGACCUUUUUUCCUUUUUGGUUAAAUAUACACCAGAACAUUAUGCUUGAUCUACAUGUUGAAUCCACUAUAGUUCAAAACGUGCUUACUAGUUUAGUUUUUUAUUUAUUUCAGGGGUGGGGAGAAGCUGUGGUCUUCCAGAUACUCCUGCCAGCAUGGCUGAUGGUCAAGGAUGAUGGAAGUUGCAGUCCACUAGCAUCUGGAGGUCCACAGUUAAAGUUCUCCUUGCUUUCUCUUUCCUUUUUCAGAGCAGUGUAGGAUAGUAAUUUGAAACCGUUUGUACAGUUACUAAAGCCACAUGCAAGCAGCUCUGAAUAUGUAUGUAUGAACUGAUGCUUGAAUACUUGGAUCCAAAUCUCUGUUUAGCCCCUAACUGAUUUACACCCCCACCCCCACCCCAGUGUCUUGCAUUUCCUUUAAGGAACUCAGGAUGAUAUGCAAGGGCAGCCCUAUUGUCUCUGUAAAAGGCUGAGAAAGUGGUGAGUGCAUGACACUGGUCAGCUAUGAAGGACACUGGGUGACCCUGACCUAAAAUAUCUCUGGUCCAACUCUGGCACUUCAUUUGCCAUACCACACUCAACACUUAGCUUAAAAGCACUAUGGCAUUCUGGUUCUCCUUAUGGCUCUUCUUGUGGUAUUCAAAGAAUGCUUUCUGAGAAAUGUGUUCUGUGAUGCCUCCCGUGACAUGAUGCAUUUUGAGUCAGAUGGCAUAUAAUUUCAGAUGGGGGGGGGGAAUCACUAAAACUGUGUUGGUGUUCUAUUUGGGGUUUAAAGGCAAAUGGGAAAUGUCUAGUGACGCUUGAACCAUGGGAAAGUUAUUUUUAUAAAUCUCCUUUUUAUUUUUUUACAUUUAUAAAUACAGACCUGUAAUCUGUAUCUCUUGAAAACAGUUUGAAAGGUUAGCAGAAGAUACAAGACUGGAUUUCCCAACCAUUCCUUGGGAAAAAAUUUUUAUAAAGAGGUUAAGGAAGCAGCACAUGGCUCUUCUGUUUAAACAUAACACCCAUCAGCAGAUGUCACAUUUUAAUUGAACUGGGAGAAGCUCAUUGGCCCAGGACUCCCUGUAGUCCACAGACUUUGCACCACAGAUUGUUGGAUGCUUAGGAAAGAUGAGCUCUGGAUGGUCUCUGACCAGGAACAGAAUUAUGUAUUCCAUUUUCCUACAGUGGUGCUUAUUUACCAGGGUCAGUUCUAGUGUUCUGGGUUUUGAGAGGCAAAUUGGAGGAAGUGAUUUUAAAAUAGAUUCGCAGUUCAACUUUGAAUGAAAUGGCACAACACCAGUGGUAAAGUGUAUUGUUUUAUUUAAAAAUUAUGUUUACUAUAUGACCCACUUUUCUUCGAUCUUCACCAUAUAUUGCUUUAGGUUCUCCCAUUCUUUUCAUUGAAUGAAGUUUAUGUAUCGGGGGGGGGGGGGUGUUUCUUUAAAGGAAUGAUUUUUUCUUUCCUGUGAAUUUUUCAUUGUUUAUGUAUUGCAGAUGGGGGAAACUCUGGACUGUAGUUUUAAUUCUGCUCCCAGUACUCUUCCCCAGUCUACAAUGCACCUCUCCCUUGACCUGACACAAAACAAGCCGGAGAUACAAAACACAUCAUUCCGGAUCUUCAGCCAAUCAGGCUAUUUUUCAUGGGAAUUUCUUUUAAGGAAAGGGCUUGUGCUGUGAUGUUUCUGUUGUAAUUAUCUGUAUGUUUUAAUAGAGCAUACUUAUUCUUUUAAACGUUUUAUGGUUUUCUAAUUAUUGCUCCCGCCCAAUGUUUUUAGUUGUUUCUGUUUUAGUUGUAAGCCAUCUUGAGUUCCUGUCAGGGAAAAAGAUGGGUAAUAAUAAUGAUGGCACACUGGGUGGGUAGUGGGGGUUAAACCUCAUCCUGCAAGACAUGAUUGGGAAGAAGAUGGACUUCUUUCAGCUAAUAUGUGCUGAUCUGGCUGAUGAGCAGGGAGGAUGUGAUUUUCAUUCUGUCCUAACAUGUUGGAAUGGAAGGGUUAACUAUUGCACACUGUGGUGGUGGUCAAAAUAACACUCUGGUUGAAAUAGUUCUGUACUGUGCUACCCAAUCAGCCUUAUUCAUACUCAUGCUCUCAGUUCAUAUGCUGACAAAUAGGACAAGUACCAGUAGAGAACAGUCCACAGUAGUGGUUUAUCGAUUUUUAAAUUUAGUAUUGUGAACAGGUCACCGAAGAAAGUUGUCUUAAGGUGCUCUAAAUUAAGAGACAGAAAUCAAGUGCAAUUCCUCUCACUGCUGUCUGUUCUGUAGCUAAACCCAGUGAAGUCUUUUAUCCUAUUAAAAAUAAAAAAGGUGCAUUAAACUCUGUGACCCAGAGCAGUGGAGUGGAGGACCUCUGUGGGUACUGAGCCGUGUUUCAAUGACUGUCAAGGGAACAAGGGAGUUUUCACAAGCCACACAAAUUUUUCAUACUGUAAAGCUGUCAAGUCGUACAAACAGAGCCUAAUGACACAUGGGCAGCCGAAGCAUAGGAGGUCUCCAAGGAAAUUUGCAGGUCUCUAGGCAGUUGUAUUGGCAUGUCUGCUUCUGGCAACUUUCGCCUGCAAGCAGAAACUUAAAUCAAUGAACCACCAUAGCCCUGAGGUGUGUGCUGUGUUGCUGGAGCUGCUGUUCUGUGGCUGAAUUGACAUCAGCACACUUGUCACAGUUCAUUUCAGUGUUUAGUCAUCUUGCUUCACCCCAGUUGAUCUACUUUCAUUCCUCGUGCACAGCCAGAAUUUCAUCUCCCUACCCCGUGACGAAUACUCACCCCAGUAUUAGUAAGGCUCCAAGUGGGUGCUAAAUGUUAACACAAUAACUUCCAUUCAGGUAUAUGGAGGUGUUUAAGUUCUCAUAUUUAAAAAAUCCAAAGUUAUCAGCUUGUCAUUAGUGUGAGUGCAUGGAGUCUUGGUAGGUAUUGAGGAGGGUUGGAGCAUCCAUGGCCCUCCAGAUGUUGGAUUCCAACUCCCAUCAGUCCCAGCCAGAAUGGUCAGCAGUCAGGGAUGAUGAGAGUUGGGAGUCCAGCAACAUCUGGAGGGCCACAGGUUAGCCACUUUCUGCUGUAAACCCACAAUACUUAUAGAAAGUUGCAAAUCUGUAUGCACAGUAAUACAAUAAAAAAGAAAAAAUGGUUUAUAUUAAAGAAAUUAAAAAUCUAAAUCAGUAUAAAAACCAGACUUUUCUUUAAAAAGAGAGACAUGAUUUGUGUCGCUAUGCUUAUUGGGUUCUAAAAGGCAAUAGUGCAAACCUAUGCAUGUCAACUCAAAGCAAGCCUUAUUGAGUUCAGUGGACUUUCUCCUAAGUAAGUGGUUAUAGGAUUGCAGCCUUAGGUUUGGAAUAAAUCCCCAAUGAAGUCAAUGCAAGUUACCGGUAAAGGUAAAGGGACCCCUGACCAUUAGGCCGACGCUGGGGUUGUGGCGCUCAUCUCGCUUUAUUGGCUGAGGGAGCCGGCGUACAGCUUCUGGGUCAUGUGGCCAGCAUGACUAAGCCACUUCUGGCAAACCAGAGCAGCACACGGAAACGCCGUUUACCUUCCCGCCGGAGCGGUACCUAUUUACCGUAUCUACAGUGGUGCCUCGCAAGACGAAAUUAAUCCGUUCCAUGAGUCUCUUUGUCUUGCGGUUUUUUCGUCUUGCGAAGCACGGCUAUUAGCGGCUUAGCGGCUAUUAACAGCUUAGCGGCUUAGCGGCUAUUAACGGCUUAGCGGCUUUAAGAAAAAGGAAACAAACUCGCAAGAACUCGCAAGACGUUUCGUCUUGCGAAGCAAGCCCAUAGGGAAAUUCGUCUUGUGGAACGACUCAAAAAACGCAAAACCCUUUUGUCUAGUGAGUUUUUCAUCUUGCGAGGCAUUCGUCUUGCGGGGCACCACUGUACUUGCAUUUUGACGUGCUUUCAAACUGCUAGGUUGGCAGGAGCAGGGACCAAGCAACGGGAGCUCACCCUGUCGUAGGGAUUCGAACUGCCGACCUUCUGAUCAGCAAGUCCUAGGCUCUGUGGUUUAACCCACAGUGCUACCCGCAAGUUACUUUCCAGUAAACAUGCUUUGUAUUGCGCUUGUUUUCCAAAGCUGUAGUCAGGGCCAAAGGACUGUAUAUCAGUCUCCGUGGUGUCCAGGCAUGUGUUGGUUAAGAGAACUAAAAACAAACAAACAAACAAACAAACAAACAAGGAAGUUUACCUUAUCAUAACUUUCACCUAGAGCUGAAUUUGAAAAUCUGAAUGUCCUUGGCCCUAGAGUUGUGCCCGUCAGAUAAGGAAAGCUUGGGGACAUUUUAUAAUUAAAACUGGAGGAAACAAGCCUCGUGAAAAAGCCAGUUGGGUUGGGACAACUUGCACUGGCAAUUUGAACGAAGUGUUGCAUGAAUAGGUAGAAUCAAGAAGGAUGCAGUAGCUACUUUACGACCUUCUGGGGUAGUUGGACAGGGAUUGGGAAGUUGCUCUGGAACAUUUACAGGAAAUGUGAGGUUGAGAAGUAGAUGGAAACGGAAAGGAAAGACGUCUUGCUAUGUAAGUGAUAACUUGCAUACUGCACUAAAGAAUUGCCUGUCUUGUUGCCUUCUUGGUUAACCCCCCUCCCCCCCUUUUUAAAAGGAAUGCUGGUCAGCAGUGUGUGUUUUUCUUCUUCUAGAAAAAUAGUGUCGGUACUCACCAUGAAGUUGUUACAGUUACAGUAAGUGCCACACUUUUUAACAACCACGAAAGAGGUUCCAGUACUGUGUACUCUUGAGUACCCCCUGAAAAAACACUGCUGGUCAGUCUUUAGAAAUUAUGGCCAACAUAGUUCCUUCCUGUUAUUAUUGUAUUAAAACAGCAGUUGGAUUUGUGCAUUUGCACACGUAUACAUUUUCAUGGUUUUUGUAGCAUGAUGGCAAAAAUGUUUGCAAACUAGCAGAUUUCUGGAACACUUAAAGUAAUACAGAAGACAAGUGUUCAGCCUCUAAAAUGUGACACAGUUUCAUCAAAGUGGAAGAAAAUUUUGCUCCUUCCAGGUAAUGAUGUCACAGGUACUAACCAAUAGAGGCCUUCUCUUGUAUCCUGUCAGUUAAUCAGCUAUAGAACUUCUUUAGAAGUUUGUCCUGAAGAGGGACCAGUAGAAAAUCGGAUGAAUUAAUGUCGACUAGGAAGAAGGGCAGAAGAAAAGAAAGGAGUGAAUGGAAUUGUUUAUUAAGUUCCCAGUUUAAAGCUGCAUUUGAUAUAUUGGGGAUAACAAACCGUCCCUUCCCUCUGCCAUGUUAAAACAAGCAAAUAUAAACACAUGUUGAUUAAGAGUAUAAGCGAUGCAGUUAUGGGCACCACACACUUCUGUGACUGAUUGCAAUAAUAUAGUGUUGGCCAUUCAUCACGUUUUGGAAGUAGCUGUGGCUUUGUUCUUUGGGUUUAUACUCUUUGGAAAGAAGGACCAUGUGUCAAGAUUCAGGGUUGUAUCCUGUGUCAAUCCUACACAGAGUAGACUCAUUGAAAUUGAAGACAACGACUAACUUAAAGUCCAUUACCUUAAAUGAACUUACUAUAGGAUUUGGCAACCCUACUCCAAAUAAAUCAUUCUAGAACUAGUGCUGAUGACAGCUCAAGCAGUUUAGUUAGUGAUAGCCAGAAGUUUGCAGCUUCCGUUUCCCAAGAAGUCUGUAUAUAUAUAUUUGCAACAUAAGUUGCUAUGGGAGAUACUUAACAACUGAAGGGCACCCAGACUUUGUCCUUGAGGUCUGAUUUAGAUCUUUGCCCAGUUUCUCAAGAGCUACACUAUAUACGGAAUAAGAAUUUGAUGAAAAUCCAAGUAUCUGCCCAUAGUCUGCCAAAAAGUAAUUCUAUCUGAUUUUUUUUUAAAAAAAAUUAUGUGUGUGGCAGAGAUGGGAAACCCUUUUCAGCUCAAGUGCUACAUUUACUUGCAGACAACCUUCUCAGGACCACAUGCCAAUAGUGUCAGAGGUAAAAGCGAGUGGAGCAACAGGUGUGACUCUUACCUUUUGUGCAGUAAGUUGUAUUCCAGCUACACAAAAAUUGUAAUAGUUCCUACAUGCACAUCCCUAUACAGGAAAUCAACAUGUAUUGGCAUAGUUUAGAGACACAUUCCAGCCAGGCAAAAGCAUCUGAAGAGGCUGUCAGACAGCCUGGGAAGAGUCUCAAGGGCCAGUUUCACUUGGAGAGCCCCAUUUGGUCCCUGAGCCUAAGUCCUUGCUCCUAAUGUAUAGACUGAGGUGCAGACAAAGGCAGAUGGUAGUAAUGGAAUUUGGGGCUUACAAUUUCAAAAGACCUUCUGGGUGUAUAGGCAGCAGAAGACAUAAGCCAUACAUUGGGUCAAAAGUAUAGUUUUCUGUGGGACCUGCAUAUCUGCCCCUGGAGUUAAGUGAAUAAAUAUUGCUGGUGGAAAUUUCCAACUUCAUCAAGAUGAAUAAAUGAAAGGUUUAAAGUUGGCAGGAUUUUAAAUAUAAAAAAAGAACUGACAGAGCAGUAGUCAGCCAGCAUGGCCAGUGGUCAAGGAUGAUUGCUUCAGUGCAGCAACAGGGGAGGCGGGGGACAUUAUGUUCGCUAUCCCAGCGCUAGAGCACUUCAAAAUACUUUUAAAGCUGUUUUAAAAUUUUCUGGCUUCCUUCAAACUGCACUGUGUCAAAUUCUUGAUGCUAGCAUAAUUGGCAUUUCCCCCUUUAGCUUUUAACAUUUGGUUAUUUCAUGACUUCACCUGCAACAAAACACAUCUCUCCUGGGUUUCUUAUUUUGUUGUUUUGUUGUGAGGUAGUAGUUAGAGCAGGCAGUUGCUAACAUGGUACCCUCUAGAUACUUUUGGACUACAAAAUCCCAUGUGCCCCUGCUAGCAAUGGUCAGGAAUUAUGGUGUUUGUAGUCCAGCAACAUCUGGAGGGACUAUGUUGGCUACCCUAGGGUUAGACAGAGACUAAGAAGACUCGGGUCCAAAUCUCUGUCAAGCCAUGAAUGACUAUGGGUCCAUCACAAUCUCUCAAACUAACCUACUAACUCAACAGGGUUGUCAAGUUAAAAUGGGUGGUGGAAGAACCCUUUACACCUCUGUGAGUUGCUUGGAAGAAAGGAGGCUUGUAAAGAGGGGGGGAGGGGGAAGAGUUUUCUAGGCUUCUCUGAAACUUUAUUUUUAUUAAAGGGUCCAAGGUACUUCUUAAAAUAGUCAUUUCUAGCUCCUUUUUUAAGUUGUCAUCUCCAGUUGAGUGAUUAUUCCCCUAUCAUGCUCAACUUCCAAGUCUUCCUUUUCCUAGUAUUCUUUAAAUGGACUUAAGACAUGCAGAUGCCCUUUGUAUAUAAACAGCAUGCGUACAUGUCUUCCCGUUUACUUUCUUUGACUGACAAAAAUUGCCUGAUGAUGCAGCAGCUAGGAAACUCUCUCUUUGUGAGAAUGAAAUCCUAAAGUGCUCAACUGUGUAAAUGGGGUGUGCACAAAAUAAAAGCAAAUAAAAUUAAAGUUCAUUUUUUUGAAAGGGAUGCUGGAUGGGUGGCAUUGUGGACUCUUUGGGAUCUUUCAAAUUGAAUAGCGGGGUGGAGGAGGAACAUUUCACCUGUAAAUUAAGAGCGAACAUGUUCUUGCUAGCACAAUGCUGACUAUAUUCUAGGUGUUCCUGCUCACUGUUUUACCUGUGGGAAAGCUUAUUCUUUUUGUAGCACAUAAAUGAAAUGCUGACAAGAAGAGGUUCUCUCUGUCACAUCACACUCUAGGCAUUUAGAGAGUGGAUGUUACGGCUUUCUCUAAUUGGUUCAAUGCCUGUUAAACCUCAUCUCUCUACGUGGGGCACAAAGGUUAUCUCCCACAAGGAACAAUUCAUUUACAGUGGUACCUUGGGUUACAUACGCUUCAGGUUACAUACGCUUCAGGUUACAGCCUCUGCUAACCCAGAAAUAGUGCUUCAGGUUAAGAACUUUGCUUCAGGAUGAGAACAGAAAUCGUGCUCUGGCGGCGCGGCAGCAGCAGGAGGCCCCAUUAGCUAAAGUGGUGCUUCAGGUUAAGAACAGUUUCAGGUUAAGUAUGGACCUCCGGAACGAAUUAAGUACUUAACCCGAGGUACCACUGUACUUGCUUUGUAUAAUACAAUAAAUAUUUUAAACAUUGUUCUCCUAAUACAUUGUAUUGUAUGCAACUACAGUCUUUUGCUGAUAUUCUAAAACUAAAAAUCUUCUGUGUGGUUGAUGGGGAACUGGAAAUAUGCCCAUUGGCCUUUCAUACCAUGUGUUCAUGAGUGGAUAGGAAACAUGUCUGUGCAAAGGGGUGAUCUCUCUCUGGGAUGGGUAUCUGUGGUCUUUGAAGAAAGUAGUGUGGGGGCUAAAUGAGUUGUUCUCAGCAUGGCAAAAAGCAAGAGACUUCAGCCUCAAUGUUUUGAAUGUUUUGAAGUCCUUCCAAGUGAUGCUGUCGUCAAAUCAAAAGAGCAUUGUUGCAUGCCGUUUCUUCCUCAUCUUUUGAAUACUGGUCUAAUUUUUCUGUUUUGCGUAGAAAUGUUCACUUGCAACAUAUGACCCCAUUAAACACGUGCCUAGUAGUUCCUCUGAAGCAAUUCCAUUUCUUUCCCGCUCCUUCCUAAUCACCGUGAAUUAUGAAACACUACUUCAUCUGCCUCCAUGUCCUCCUCCUUUCCUCUGACUGUUGUCAUAUUUCAUCUUUCACAUAAAUCUGUACAUUCUUGCUCUUCUGAAAAUCUUCAUUACUUCUAAUUGUAUUCUUGUUCUUUCUUAUGCAAGCAGGGGAAUUCUACACCUAAAACUAAUAAUAAUCUGUCUGGAAUGAGCUUGUUGCCAUAGAAACCAACAUGAUGUCAUAAAGAUACAGUGGCAAUGGCACAGCUUUUAGGGACAAGGGGCUCAUCAGCUGGGAAGGCUCAAUAGCAUCUCUAGUUCCAUAUUUCAAGAUGAUCUCUGUGUGUCAGAUGGGUGGGGUACAAGUAAUAAACUGCUAUUAUAUUAAGAGAGUGAGAGAGACUUUUUCAUCAUUCUUGGCCAGUACAGAAAGUGUAACACUUUUUUGAGAAUCUUCAGAACAUGCCAGAAUUUUGCAGUCAGCCAUCAGGAACACUAUAAGGUUGUAAACUAGAGUAAAGGAUCAUGUUUGACACAACUGAUUGCUCUGUCAAUUACAGAGUUUGCACCUGGUAGACUCCUUUUCUCCCCAUCCAAGUAACUUUGUUUUUUGCUCAGCAACUGACAGGCGCAUACACACACACACACACACACACACACACACACACCACACCGUAUUUUUCGCUCUAAUAGUACGCACUUUUUUCCCUCUAAAAAUGAAGGGGAAAUGUGUGUGCGUCCUAUGGAGCGAAUGCAGGCUCCUUGGCUUCAGCGAUAGCAACGCGAAGCCUCCAAAGCGCAGAGGGAGAGUUCCUGCUGUGCUCUGAAGCCUGGAGAGCGAGAGGGGUCAGUGCACACCUAACCCUCUUGCUCUCCAGGCUUCGCUUCGCUGGAGAGGCACUGCACAGUUUUCCCUCUCUGUGCAGUGCCCCUUCAGUGAAGCGGGAGGAGAAAUGGAAGGGGCUCCAUUUCUCCUGCCGCUUCGCUGAAGGGGUGCUGAGCAGAGAGGGGGAGAAUCCCCCCCCCCCCCGUUCUCCUAUGGUCCGGUGCGUCUUAUGGUCCUUUGUGUCCUAUAGAGCGAAAAAUAUGGUAUAUACACCCCCCAAAAAAACCUUACAUUUUUUCUUUUUCUUCUGCAUGCACAAACAGAUUAAGUACAAGUGAAUUAUACUUAAGAGUGAAAGAUCAGUCUUGUUAAAAACAAAGUUCUGCAGCAUAAGUUCAUUAAGUUUGUUUGCUUUAGACACAGAGUCAUAGCCGUAGACUGCCUGACUCUCAGUAUAGGGUUGGCUCAUCACAAACUGCGGAUGCACAGACAAGACUUGGUCAGUAUCAGUCUAGCAGAUGCAGACACGACUUUUCUCAUAUUUCUCUAUUUUAUAUAUUUGUUUGGAUUAUAUAAUUUGGCUCUUAAAAGUGAUAUAUGUGACUUUUGGGAAAUGCACAAACUCUGGGCAUAAGGUGCAAAGGUCAUUUUUCUUUGACCUGUCAGAGUUCAGGUCCCUUAGCUAUGUCCUGACCCUCUUUCAUUCCUUGUGCCCCCCCCCCCAUUUGCCCUGGCUUCAGAAAUCUCUUUUGUGUCCAGAAGACUACUGCUACACAUGCAUCAUCUCCUCCUUCCCCCCAAAGAAACCUUGGAUUGUAUUCAGCACUAGUCAUACUUUGAGUAGACCUAUCGAAGUUACUGUACAUGGUUAAUUUAGGUUCAUUAAUUUCAGUGGGUCUACUGUGAGCAGGACAUAGUUGAAUAUUGCCUCUUUGGAGGUAACAAAGUCUGCCAAAUGUCAGAAGAAUACCUUCAUUGAUUCUUCUGCAAGGAUAGAUUUUACUGUUUUGGGAUGGAUUGGCUAAUAUAAACAUGUUUGCAAGGAAUUUCUCCUAAUAUAAUUCACUUUUGUAUGUUAUUCUCAUAGAUGGUUGGAAAACAGAUUAGUAUCACUAUGUUUCAGUUCUUACAUAUUUUCAGAAAGUGACAAUCUGAUGAAUUCAGCUUUAAAUGAGAACUGAAUCCAGCAUCCUUAGUGGCCACUUUUAAAAUGCAGUGCUUUGGAGGCACCUGAGCCCACAAUAGUACUCAGGGAGGGGAUUUUGGAAGCCCCCAAUUCGACUCAAAACACCUUGUUAACUGCUCCAUCCAACAUGGACAUGUGAAAACCUUGACUGAAAUGCCCUUAUCUGAAUUGUACUUUUGGAAGUACACAGUCAGUACACAGCCUAAUAAUGAAGAUAAUGUAACAACUUAACAGUUUUCAUCUGAUUUACUUUAUGGGUCAAUUCACCUUGUGAGUCUAAAUAUGAUGCCACACUCUUUAUACUGUUGAAGGUAAUGUCUUGAUGUGUGCUGUAUAGUAGCUUCAUUUGUUAUCCACAUUUAGUGGUUCUAUUUACGAGCAGGCUAUUUUAAUUUGAUAGAAUUCCAGAUAAGGAGAAUUCUGCUUUAGUGCAGAGGGUCAGAUUAGAUGACCUUUGGAUCUUCACAGUUCUGUGAUACUGAAACAGAGCUCACACCCCUUUUUUAAACUCAAGAAGGUAGCAUGAGAAUUCUAAACAUGCACCCAUCUCAUCUAAAGCACAUCUUGUCUAUAAAGCACUUUUACUGGUCCGAAUAUAAUGUGUUGCUGAUAGGCAGAAAAAAUGCAGGUGAAUUUCUGAACCAGAGGAGGAGCAGUCUUGGAGAGAAACAGGAUAGGUAAAUUAAGAAACAUGUACCAGUACAUCUGUUGGGUAAAGCAUGUACAAAAUACACACACAUCUGAAUGUGAUGUCAAAGCUGCAUUUUUUAUUUUUUGCUUUUGCUUUUUAAGUGUUCAGCUGCCACCAACAAUGCUUAGUUUGGGCAGCCUUUUAAUAAUAAAAAGCACUGCUGUUGUAUGAGGCUAUCCCCAUGUGCUGUGCUUUUGUGGAUCAUAGUGCUUCAUCAUGCCGUGUGUGCGUAGUUUCUACAGAUGGGAGAUGGAGAGAGUGAUGGCACUGCAUUAGUGGAGGAGGCACAGAAUUUAAAGCACCCAGGCAGUUCAAUCUUAUGAUGAGAUCAGAGAGCGAGAAAGAGAGACUCAGAGAGCGAAAUCUAAAUGUAGUUUGGUAUUUAUAUAGCAAGCAUGUCUUGCUGUGACUGUAGUUUUGUUUGCUGCCAAACUCUUCUACUUUGAAACAAUAUGGGUGCAAUUUGUGCCAAGUUCUGAAAGUUCAAAUACAGCCCUAAUCUGAAAUGUCUCUAAUACAAAAUCAAAAUGGCACAAUAGGGUCUAAUAGGUGAAAACCAAGACAAUUUCCCCUUCCACCUAUGUCACUGCCCACCUGGAACUCCCUCUCCCAGUUUACAUAUUCAAACAAUGAAAUCCUAAACCUGACCUUUGUCUCUGCUCACCAGCCACUCAUGAAAGGAGGGGCUCACACUCCUCUGUUGCCCAGCACAAGAGAACUGUUUUUGUCAGUCACCCAUUACCUUCCUUUGUACUACAUGAUGGUUCUUCUCCCCAGGCUAUUCCUGGCAAGGAAACGGAUUCAGCCUGCAUUUUUACACUGCUGAGCUGUCUUGGACCUGGGUGAAAACUUCAUGCAUUUAGGAACCUCCUACAUUUACUAACUCUAGAAAUUACAUUGUUUGCAUGAAUAUGGUACCCAGGACUUUUAGUUAGGGAAAUCUGUCCCCACAAAACACUAUAUAAUAAACAAGCCCAUUUAAACAGUGUGAUGGUUGAAAACAACAAUCAAAGCAGGAGACUCAAGUCAAGAAAUCUGGGAAACGCCUGUUGAAAUGGGAGUGUCUUCAAGAAUGCCAGUACCAAUGUAAGGUAAAGGGCCAUUAAGUCCAAUUGCGGACGACUCUGGGGUUGCAGCGCUCAUCUCGCUUUACUGGCUGAGGGACCCAGUGUUUGUCCGCAGACAGCUUCUGGGUCAUGUGGCCAGCAUGACUAACUGCUUCUGGUGAACCAGAGCAGUGCACGGAAAUGCCGUUCACCUUCCCGCCAGAGCGGUAUCAGUUUAUCUACUUGCACUUUGAUGUGCUUUCGAACUGCUAGGUUGGCAGGAGCAGGGACUGAGAAAUGGGAGCUCACUCUGUCGCAGGGAUUCGAACUGCCAACCUUCUGAUUGGCAAGCCCUAGGCUCUGUGGUUUAGACCACAGCACCACCCGUGUCCAGUGUAGCCUCCCAUUUUUCAGCAGGAAAAACAUUUCACAACACUCAUGCUAUUUUUUGUUCUCCUCUAAUUCUCCUUUGAGCUGAAAUGUUAAUUUAUACAGCUACAGAUCUAUCAGGAAAAUGUAUAUAUUUGGUGUCACAUCUUAGUGGAACGGAGCUUUUGGAAGGUAUUUAUCAAUCCUGCUUUCUUUUGUAACAUUUGUCUCUGAUGCCUCUGAGCUGUAAGCAAGCCCAAAGUUUUCUCAUAACAUUUUUCUUAUUCAGUCUACAAUUUGUGAUUGAUCAAAGGAAACCGUGAUAGCAGUAUUGCUGCAGAGAUUUGGAUCCAUCUCUAUGAAGGGAGAUGGUCCCGGCUUGGUCGAGACAGGCAGGCAGGUAUCCAUGAGAUGUUCAGCAGCCCAAUCAAUUAUUCACUGGAUUGCAGUGGAGCUUUGAGACUGGAAAGUGUUGUUGGCUGAGUCAUGGUUGCUGCAAUGACAAAUUGAGGCAGUCCGCUUGAAGCUAAGAACUGCCACAUUAUCAGAGAAGAAUGGAAGGGAGCAUUUUACUUAAUAAAUAGAACUUUAUGACUGAAACUGCCAAACUAGCCAAUUGCACCUGGUGCCUUUUGAUAUGUGUUCUGUAACAGAAAGGUAUUGGUGGAACUGUAGGAAAAAUCAGUGAGGCAAACACAGGUGUAUCAUUGCAAUAUCAUAAAGUGGAUUAGGGCUUGUCCACACUUCCGCUUGUCCCAUGCCUAGAAGGCGCAAGUCAGAGUGGUUUUCUGCUUGACCUGUGCUUUCUAGGCACAAGUCCAAGCAGUUUCCCCCAUGCUCCACUCCUUUCCCAGGGGAAACCUGCUUCUUAGCUCUAAAUCAAAGCAAACAUCAAUCUGGGAAAAAACCAGAAGUGUGGGCAAGCCCUUAGCACAGACACCAACUCUAUGUGGCUGAGGACAGCUCAGCGGCCCCCCCCCCAUGCUGGAUGAGUUGAGCCCACCCCCAGUGUGUCGCACAUGUGAUGUCAUGCCAUGUGACAAGCCCCUGAAAUGUCAUGCGGAAAAUGUCAUUGGCACCUCUAGCCCUUAGUCUGAGUCAUUUAGCCACAGGUAUCUGAGGGUUGCUUGAUGACUGAGGAGGACCUGGUCCCCUCAGGAGUGGAGGGCCCUCCCCAAGUUAUUGCCUGAUUUACUUUAUCUUUCAAAACAUCUAUCCGUUGACAUGUACACUUUGUAAAAAGUGCCUCGGAUAUUCUGUUUUCUGUAUAUACGUAUAUUAAAUGUAGGCUGGUCCUUGCUUGUAAUUUUUUAUCUUGUGAACUGCCCUGAGAUCUUCAAAUGAAGGGAAGUAUAUAUAUUUUAAUAAUGAUAAUUGUUAAAUUAUUUCUGUAAUUUUUAGCCAUUUCAAGUGCGCCUCAGGUGUCUGAACAGGCUCAAUGAGGGGUAAGUGCAGUAUUGUGACGGCAGGCUCCUUCUCACUUUCCACAUCUAUUAUUUUGCAAGUAGGAAACUCCUGUGACAUUGUAAUGCCAAACUUGAAGUGAUGCCAUCCAAACAGUUAGCAAUUGAGUGGUUGCAUAAGAAUAAGCAGCAGGUAUAGGAUGCAGAUUGGGAUUGCAGUAGGAGAACAAGCAUUUUAACAUUCCCUGCCAGAUUUCAAUGGGAUCAGGUUCUAAUUGUUGCGGAUGGUGUUGUAUCUACUUUUGCCCUCUUGCAUUGGGGAGAAGCGGCAGCAGACUCUCCACCCCCCAUUGCAUUCAUUAAGCCCUGUUCAGGUGCCUAAAAUGGAUUUACUGUCAUAGAAAGCAGAGCAUCAAAGGUAUGAAAAGUGGAGGGACACAUGGAUUGGCAGCUUUGCAUGUGAAGUGUCUUAACUGAUAAACUCAUAAACUGAACACAGGGCAGCAAUGCAAUGUGGCCACUUUAAACAGUUAAUACAGCCUUAAUGCAUAAACUGAAGUACAGUGUCCAGAUCACAGGGAGUAAUAAUACAGUGGUACCUUGGGUUACAUACGCUUCAGGUUACAGACUCCGCUAACCCAGAAAUAGUGCUUCAGGUUAAGAACUUUGCUUCAGAAUAAGAACAGAAAUCGUGCUCUGGCGGUGCGGCGGCAGAGGAGGCCCCAUUAGCUAAAGUGGUGCUUCAGGUUAAGAACAGUUUCAGGUUAAGUACAGACCUCCGGAACGAAUUAAGUACUUAACUCGAGGUACCACUGUAGGUCCAUUCAAUUCUGUGUUUAUCAGGCGGCACCUGGAGUGCUGUGACCUUUUUCUAGGAUGCCACAUUUUUAGGAGGACGCUGAUUGGUUCAACUGGCACGUGUCCAGAGGAGAGUAUCCAGGAUGGUGAGGGGUCUGGGAGAUGAGUUGUAUGGGGAAUGGAAAAGCUGGGUAUGUUUAGCCAGCAGAAAAGAAGACAAAGGUGGUGGGGAUAUGACAGCGGUUUUUGAAAUAUCUCUAGAGAAUAUGGAGCAGGCUUGUUUUCUGUUGAUCCAGAGGGCAGCUGGACUAGAACCAAUGGGUAAAAUUGUCAGGAAAACAGAUUUCAGCUAUGCAGCCAUUUGGUAAGGGUUGUUCAACAGUGGAACAGGCUGCUUUCAUGCACUGUCCUUCACUGGAGUUAGUGAAGCAGAAGCUGUGAUAGCAUAUACAUUCCCCCGUGGUUGGGAUAGUUGGCUCCCUCCCUCCUUCCUCCAUUUUUCCUGCUAUUCUCUGGUGCUUGAAACACUGUCAACAGGAACAUGCCAGCCAACACGGGAUACAAAACUUUCCCAUGGUGCCUGAUGCUGGGUGUUCUGGAUAAAAUUACUUGUUCCAAGGCUACUGGGGCCUGGAAUGAUGAUUUGACAAUGUUCUAGGUACUGGGGAGAAGGGGGAGAUACGCCUCCUUCCCUUCUCUGCCAACCACAGCUGUAUAUGUACAGUGUGGGGACUCUCUAAUUAUGACUGGGAACUCUAAAUUCAUUUAUAACUCUUUGGCAUGGGAGGGGGGAAAUUGCGCCCCCCCCAAGCAAUGUCCAUUUUAUUUCCCGCAGAAGUCUCCUGUUACUAAAGCAGAUGUCACAAAAUGCAUGGAAGCUAUAUGCACCCUAGUGCAUGCCUUUUACAUCCUUCGAAAGGUGAGUGAUACCUCGGGUUACAUACACUUCAGGUUACAUAUGCUUCAGGUUACAGACUCUGCUAAUCCAGAAAUAGUGCCUCAGGUUAAGAACUUUGCUUCAGGAUAAGAACAGAAAUCGUGCUCCGGCGGCGUGGCAGCAGCAGGAAGCCCCAUUAACUAAAGUAGUGCUUCAGGUUAAGAACAGUUUCAGGUUAAGAACAGACCUCCAGAACGAAUUAAGUACUUAAACCGAGGUACCACUGUAUAGUGGAGACUGAGCCCCAUGGCAGACCACAGGGAAUGUGUGGCAUGGCACAGCAUGCUUAGCAUGAAGCAGAAAACAUAACCCAUCAGAUAAGUACAACAAAAAUGUUUGCUCUCCCCCAUGCCCUUAUUUUCAAGACAGAAUGCCGACUCCUUCUGUACAUUUGGAAGGAUUGUCGCUUCCUUGCAGGGUGCAAUUACCAGCCAUGUAACAGCGUGGGUGUUGUGUUUAAUUAUAGCAGACACCUAGGGAGCCUAAUAAAAUAAUUGAGAUGUUUCAUUUUUCCAUGAAGAGAGAAACCAAUUUUUAUUUAAAAGCUGAGGACUCUUAAUGCAGUAAGUUUUGAAACAAGUAGACUUUGAGGGACGGGUGUCUGCAUCCAGUUUCACCAUCCCUGCCUGCAGCCAUGGACUGUCUGCCAACCUUGUGUCCCUGGGAACCUGAGCAGUCUGGCUGCAGUCUGUGCUACCUAAGAUAGUGAACGUAAGCUUGCACCUCAAGGGCACCUCCUGCCCUCAUUCAAGCUUGAAUAGGCAAUAGAAUUUCCAGCCUGACAUUCUGUCUUGGCUUUGAGGAGGCUAGAAAGUCAUUUGGGUUUGUUUGCAUUUUGUCAUGUGGUAAACUUCCAUGUUCUGAAUUAUGAUGCUGGAGGAGAUUCUUGAGAGUCCCAUGGACAGCAAGAAGAUCAAACCUAUCCAUUCUUAAGGAAAUCAGCCCUGAGUGCUCACUGGAAGGACAGAUCGUCAAGCUGAGGCUCCAAUACUUUGGCCACCUCAUGAGAAGAGAAGACUCCCUGGAAAAGAUCCUGAUGUUGGGAAAGAUUGAGGGCACAAGGAGAAGGGGACGACAGACGACGAGAUGGUUGGAUAGUGUUCUCGAAGCUACCAGCAUGAGUUUGACCAAACUGUGGGAGGCAGUGGAAGACAGGAGCGCCUGGCGUGCUCUGUUCCAUGGGGUUACAAAGAGUCGGACACGACUAAACAACUAAACAACAACAACAACAAACUUUCAUGUCUCAUGUGUUGCACAUUGGGAUCGACUGUCCUAAGACUACUGUCAGUAAUAUAUUUUAUUUAUUUAUUUUUGCAUAUACACUUAAAAUCCUUCCAUUUGGGAAAGCUAAACAUAGUGUUAAAAAUUACAGGUUAUACCAUUUAUUUAAAAAAAGGAAAUGGGCCAUCUGCCUGAAACAUGUGCUUGGUGGGGUAGUAGCCCAGUGUUUGACUUGAUGGUCAGACAAAAUUGUGAAGAAACUGAGCUUACACCACAGCUUGAGAACCCACAUAACUUAAAAUGCUUCAGCCCCCUGCCACCCAAUGCUAGCCCUUAAAUAGUGGAGCUCCGCCCCCCCCGGUGCAUUUAGCUUAUUCAUUGUACAGCUUUUGCUAUAUACUGAAGAUCCAGCUCUUUACACUAGCCUUGGACCCACCUUUUUCUGCAUUUAUGCUGUUUUGUUCCAUCUGGAAGUGGUUUUUAAUUUAUUUUAUAAGUGUGAUGAUUUUAUCUUUUUUAUAACUAAACUGUUUUGUUAUAGCCCACCCUGGGACAAAGGCCAGGUAAAAAAUCAUAUAAAUAAAUACUCAAAAAAACCUAGAAUGAGAGAACUGUUUUGCAUAUUAGAAGAGCAGGCCUAUAAUGCUGGCAGGUAAGACUGCGCUUGAAUGGAAGAGCAGGGAGGGAAUUAAAAGAAACUCAUUCUCCCCCACUUCCUGCACAUGAAAUGCUUCAAUGUUUUGUUGUUUUGAGUGGACUGUGAAAUGGACAGAAGCCUUUGACCCAUUACAUUAGGGCAGGAAAUGUACUAACUUAGCUUUUGGGAAACUCAUGUAACCAGAUCAGGUUGCCUGAUAACAUCUUCAUCACUGCUUGCAUGGUCCCUGGGAUCAGGAAGAAGUAUUGUUCUUUUUUUAAAAAAGAUAAAAAUGGAAUAAGACGCAUAUAUGUAUGGGAAGCAAACAGCAACUUGAAGGAGGGAUUUCAUUAAAUUUCUUUAACACACACACCUUCCCCUGCCCCAAGAGUUGGGUGUGUGUGUGAAUGUUUCAUUCAUCCCCACUGUCAAUCUCUGCUGGGGUACCUUUUUUGUGGGGUGGGGGUGGAAUGAGGUGCUCCUGUCAGCUUUCUGUGGGAUUCUUUUCAUUUCCAGGGAUGCCAUUAUUAUGGUUCAGGCUAGAUGUGCCAAGUUUACAUUGCAGAUCCACACUGGGCAUGCGUGAGGUUAAUCUGCAUCAGCAGGGCUCACUGGAGCAAUUGAAAUACUAGGUGCAAUUACUUCAAAAGGCUGAAUUCUCAUUCCAUUCUUAUUAUCUUUCCAUCUGGGUUUGGCUCCACUUCCUGUGACCAUCAAAACACCAGAAGUCUCAGUGAAAGAGAUGAAUACAGAGUAAUCUUCAGUUUCCCAUAAUAUGUGGGGGAAUGAAACUGCAGGACAAGUAAUGUCAGUCCCCCACAUUAUACAACACUCUCUAUUCUGUCUUUGCAGUGGACUUAAUCUGACGCUAAUCUUUUCUGAAUAACUUGUCCCUGGCUGAAUUUCUGUGAGUUGCAUUUUUUUUUAUGGGGGCCCUGUAUUGGUGUUGACUUAGAAAAUAAUAGCUUAAACUAAAAUAAAAAAACAAUCCCCUUUCAUAAUACCAUGUCAUCAAAGAAUAAAAGGAAGGUGUGGCAGUUUGCUUCCUUUAACUUGGGGGGGGGGAGCAUGACUGUGUUGUUAAUGUCUGAUCAAAAAUGAUUCUCAUGGGAGCUCUCAAACUAAAACAUUAAUUGGAACUCAAAGGAUCUCCCAUCCUGAGACCAGGCUGUGGGUCUGAAGGGAAGCCAACCGUCAAGUAUGCCUCUCUAUCUCCCAUGGUGGCAAUGAAUCAUAAGGGGUGCAUAACGUAUCACACAUAAAAAUAAAAAAAAAGGUGUAUAUCAAUGUUGUGUAUAAUGUAUGAAUUUAAUAAAUAUAAAUUUUAUUAGACGUUAACUGGAUAGGGAACCAGCAGCUGUCAAAUAUAUGGCCCCUGACCCAGAUUUUGCUUCUGGUAACAGUAGUCAUAACUGUUUAGAAGUUGUAGGGCUUGGAGUUUAUCUCUGCUGAAGAGAAUCUGAAAAGAAGAAACUAGAAACAAUGGAUUAGCAGCAGCUGAAAAUGAAAUAUAGCAGCAGUGCCAGUGCCCACACACACUCUGACGUAGUGUGACAUUUGUCACCUCUGCAGUAAAGCUCCCUCUAGAGCAGGGUUUCCCAAACUUGAGUCUCUAUGUGUUCUUGCACUACAAGUUCCACCAUCCCUGACCACUGGUCCUGCUAGCUUAGGGAUGAUGGGAGUUGUAGUCUAAAAAAAAACAGAUGUAAGACCCAAGUUUGGGAAACCCUGCUCUAGACUUCCAGCACAAAACAGAAGUGUAGGUCAGUUUCAUCAACUUCGCAAUCUUCAUGUAAACCACAUGUAAGCAAUUUGUGGCUCAGAGGCCCCAUACAGCCCCCAGAGGCUUUCGGUGUACAGUGGUACCUCGGGUUACAGACGCUUCAGUGUACAGACUCCGUUAACCCAGAAUUAGUACCUCGGGUUAAGAACUUUGCUUCAGGAUGAGAAUAGAAAUCGCGCACUGGGGCGCAGCAGCAGCGGUAGGCCCCAUUAGCUAAAGUGGUACCUCAGGUUAAGAACAGUUUCAGGUUAAGAACAGACCUCCAGAACGAAUUAAGUUCUUUACCUGAGGUACCACUGUAACUGAGCUGCCCCAUAUUCCCAGUUGACGUUUUUUAUGCUUCCAAGAAACUUUGAAAGUACAAGGUGCCCUUCCCUGCUCCAACACAAACAUUCCAUAUCUAUAGAUCCAUAGGAUAGGUCAAAGCAUUUACAAUUAUAUCAAGCCAUCAAAAGCAUAAUAAAAUUUACAAUUCAAGCCCAUCAGCCGUCAUAUUACUAUACAGCUGAAAUAUUCAAAAGGGCUGGAGGAAAAGAAAAAUUGUCUGUCUUCUGUCUUCAGUUCUCCAGCAGAAAUCUACCACUCGCUAACUUACUCUUUUUAAAAAACAACUAAAGCAGCAGCCGAACAAAACUGGAAGUAACAGGCAUCUUACCUGGAACCUUCAUGUUUGCAAAGCACGAAGGGUCCAGGUAAGAAGCCAAUCAAUGAUUUGGAAUAUUUUAAGUAGAUGUUCUGGUAUAACCACUGCAUAGUUUGGAAUGCACAAACCUUUUUUUACCCUGUGCUUGUGUGACUGUAAAGCUGCUGAAUUCACAGUACAGUGGUACCUCGGGUUAAGUACUUAAUUCGUUCCGGAGGUCUGUACUUAACCUGAAACUGUUCUUAACCUGAAGCACCACUUUAGCUAAUGGGGCCUCCUGCUGCUGCAGCACCGCUGCAGCACGAUUUCUGUUCUCAUCCUGUAGCAAAGUUCUUAACCUGAGGUACUAUUUCUGGGUCAGCGGAGUCUGUAACAUGAAGCGUAUGUAACCUGAAACGUAUGUAACCCGAGGUACCACUGUACCUUGAGAGAAUGGCUGUGUUGAUGCUGAACUCUGCAGCUUUUUGCAGGCAAAUAGUCACUGCAAAAUAAAAAAGCUUUGCCUUUUAAGUAUUUGUAUUUUCAUGGCUCUUAAUUUUUUUAUUCCUCUUAUAUCCAUUGUGGAAGUCUCAUGGCAACAUUGUGGCAAAUCAUUUUUGAAUUAGCAAUAGUUUUCAGCAGAACAAAUGAUGAAGGGAGGUGGUCAUGAGAUCAGAAGCCUCUUGUCCUUUCUUCUCUGCCACUCCCCACCACAAAAAUAAAACCCGAAACUAGAGAAAAGAUGGAACUAGUAGCUUUAGCAUUGUCUGUUUUAUUUAUCUUUUCUAGUCUAAAGACUCCAAGGCAGAUUUCAACUAACAGUAAAAAUCACAAAGGUGAAAGCAUCCUAAAACUAAUAGUACUAACAUAAAACAGCAGUGCAUAAUGAAAAUGAACACUGAUCAAUAGAAGCUUUGGUAAAUAGAAUAGCCUUGGAAACUCUUUGUAUUUGAAAUAGCAGAAUCAAAGGACUGCAGUACAGAUUUGUUUUCUGAAACAAAAAUGGAAAUACAUUUCAAAAUUGGCUUCUUAAUUAAUAGUUUUGCCAAAACAUUUGAACAGUUUAAUUGGGGUAUAUGAAAUAUUGAAACUGUGUUUUAAUGUGCCUUUUGAAAAAAUUAGACUGAAAGCAAAAUGUGGAUCCUAAAGCUUAACAUUGCCCUAAAGGGCCUAGGCAGGCAGUUUAUGGUUCAUUUGCUUAACUUGAAAAAUUCAUAGCAAGCGGCUGCAUCUCUCAGGCCAGAAAUAAAAGCACCCCACCCCUUCCCUGCUUUGCAGGAGAGGCCGGGUGGAAUUCAGUAAGCAGAAACCAUCUCUUUUGAUAGCUGCAGGCUGAAGAUUUCAAGCUGUGGACACAGGACCUCUUCCUGACAACAGCCUUUGAGGAGCAGCAGAAGAAAACCCCUCCCCUGCAUUUCUCAUAGUCCAUGGAGAACUUUCACUGGGCUGGAGAGCUUAGGAGCGGGAGGGGGAAGGGGCUGUCUCACCAAAUGCCCUGCUUGGACUCACUCAGAAGUGAGAAAGAUAUCAAAGUUUUGGAGUCUCCAGAGUUUGGCCCAAAGUAAAGGAAUACAGUGGUACCUCGGGUUAAGCACUUAAUUCAUUCCGGAGGUCUGUUCUUAACCUGAAACUGUUCUUAGCCUGAAGCACCACUUUAGCUAAUGGGGCCUCCUGCUGCUGCCGCCGCGCUGCUACCGCCGCACAAUUUCUGUUCUCAUCCUGAAGCAAAGCAAAGCAAAGCAAAGCAAAGCAAAGCAAAGCAAAGCAAAGCAAAGCAAAGCAAAGCAAAGCAAAUAUUACCCAAGGUAUUUCUGGGUUAGCGGAGUCUGUAACCUGAAGCGUAUGUAACCUGAGGUACUACUGUGGCUGGGUACUUGUCUGAGUUUGUCAGUCUUUUAUUUUAUGUGAUAGAUUCUUGGAAUAUUUGAAUUUCUUUCAGCCAGGGGUGAAACCAAUCCCUACGUUCACACAAGUGAUCUCAGUAUGCCAGAGGAUUUAAAUGAGAGUCAAAAUCCCACAACAAGUGGAGGGGUGCUCAGGCAAGCCAAGAUUUGUGGCCUGCCAAUUGGCUGUAUUUCUGUUUGGAAGCUAAUCUUGGGGGCUCCAAAGUGAUUAGUUUUUUAAGCUGAGGUGCUGAGGUGUCUCUCUCUCUCUAUUUUUUCUUUUUACUGUAUUUUACAAAAUGUAUACACUGCUUGAUUGUUCAAAAAAGCAACCACCACACAACCCUCAAAACGGGUUACAAAGAGAAUAAAAUAAACAGCAAAAACAGUUAAAAACAAUGAUAUAAAACAUUUUUUUAAAAUCAGCAAUAAACCAAAACAUGCAUCAACAUUUUACAUGCCUGGGUCGGCUUGUCUCAAAACCUUGUUUUAACAAGGUCUGGAAAGAAUAUAGUGGUGGUGCCUGCCUGAUGCCAAUAGGCAGGGAGUUCCAAAGUGUUAAGUGCUGUCACACUAAAAGAUUUGAUGUGGAAUGGGAAUUAUGGGGCACCUGUAACAGUGCCAGUUCAGCAGAUCAAAACAGUUGAGUGUGCAUAUAUGGAGUAAUAGUAAUAAUCAUAAUUUUAUUAUUUAUACCCCGCCCAUCAGACUGGGUUUCCCCAGCCACUCUGGGUAGUUUACAACAUACCUAGAAACAUCCAUCCUUAAAAAUUUCCCUAAACAAAGCUGUCUUCAUAUGUCUUCUAAAAGUCAGAUAGCUGUUUAUUUUCUUGACAUCUGAAGGGAGGGCGUUCCACAGACAAUCUCACAGGUAAAAUGGUCCCAAGUUAAGGGCUUGCUCUCAUGAUAAGGUGCAAAAGGAACACUUAUUCUGAAGAGGAACAGUUUCUAAAGGUAGUACAUUGUCCACCACUCUUGACUGCUGGGCUAGGCUUGGUCAGACUUGCUAUAAUGGGGGUUGCUACAUUCGAGAUGAUUUCCCAGGGUCCUGGAUUGUCAGAAAUACAACUGGGAACAGGUAGUGGCUUUGGGUCUCCUGGCCAUCAGUCAUGAUGAUGGUGAUGAUAUUAUUUAUAUCCUGCCAUUUCGCCAGACUCAAGGCGGCUUUACACAAGUACGAUUCUAAGAGGGUUGCUUUUAAUUCUGUGGCAACAUAAUACAGCCUGUUCCUAACGCUUCUGUAACAUGAAGAUGACACCAUGUUAAAUUUCUCUAUAUUUGGCUAAGCAAAUUAUCCAGCUAUUCUCUGCAGCUGUUAUUGACGUUUUCCUGUUGGGACUCUCAAGAAAUCUGUUUUACGUAUCUCAUGGUUCAAUCAUGAGUCAGAAUCUUUGGUGUAUACGGAGCUAAUAUUGAGAUUUGGGUCUCAUAGGGCAGUUGGCAUGAUAUUUCAUCCUAGGAUGAUUGCAAAUGUCCCAUGAAAGUGUAGGGGGGUGGGAAGACAAAAAAACGCUUUGCUCCACCUAAAUACAUUAGUCGGCUUCUUCUUUCCGUGUCGAGUAGAAAUGUGUGAGACUUCGUAAAUGUCAUGGGUUUCUUCAGACUUGCUCAGAGGGCAUAUGAUUUUGCUAGAUGGUUCAAAGUUUGCCUGAAGGGCAUGUUUGUGGAAAUAACAUGUUUAUCCAGAGCAGCCACCACAUGGUACUUUAUUCCUCCAACCUUUAAUUUCCAUGGAGUCUGGAUCUUCCACAAGAUUGUGGGGGGCUGCAUAUCUUUGUUUUGACCCCGUGCUUGCCUUUGCAUAAAACAAAGAGAAGGAAUUGAAACUCUGUGAAUGGCUGGUAACAAUUAAUAUGGGGGGGGGGAACUGCUAUCUAAAUAAAAUGAAAUAUUAACAGAGUAAAUUGUCGGGGGGGGGGGUUAUCCAGGAGAGAGUUAGAUUACAAAUGAAGAAGCCUGUGAUUCCCAAUCAGAGUUUGCAGACCACACAACUAAAGCUGGAUUCUUAACAAUGGCAAGGAAGCCACAGCCAUGCCUUGCCUUCUCAUGUCUCUGUGCAGUUGUGCUAUACAAUGCACUCUGUCUCCUCCCCAUUCCUGCUUAGCCCAGCUUCCCAAGGUCUGGUGAAGGGUCAGUGUCUCUGUAGGUUUCACUGACAUGGUCAGCAUGGGAAGCAGCAGUGCCUAAGCAAUGUGCUAUUUGACUAUUUUGGGGCAUUUGCUAUUUUGGCCACUUCUCAUAAAUUCCCUUUACAGUGGUACCUUGGGUUACAUACACUUCAGGUUACAUACGCUUCAGGUUACAGACUCCGCUAACCCAGAAAUAUUAGCUCGGGUUAAGAACUUUGCUUCAGAAUGAGAACAGAAAUCGUGCUCCGGUGGUGUGGCAGCAGCAGGAGGCCCCAUUAGCUAAAGUGGUGCUUCAGGUUAAGAACAGUUUCAGGUUAAGAAUGGACCUCUGGAACGAAUUAAGUACAUAACCAGAGGUACCACUGUAUUUAAAAUAGAUUUUUUGGGGCCACCUCUGAAGGGCAAGAAAUUCUCUUAAAGGUAAGAAAUCCUCCCAAGGGGGUUCACAUUGUGUAACACAAUGCAAUUACUGUUACAAUCUCCAAUGAAAUUAAUAAAAAACCAGAAGUACACACCACCUAGCUGCAAAAAUUAUCCAAGUAAGACCAGCUUCAGGCAAAAUCAUUCUAACAGCAAGCCAUGAAAACAAAUGAGGCUUCACGGCUUUACCGAAUGCCUGCGUUGAUGGGGCCUGACGGUUCUCAGCUGUUGUUCUGCUCCAGCGACUUUAGAAAAAUUCCCUAUAAUCUGGCGUAUUGGAGAGGAAUGGCAGAAUCGGGUCCUGCAGCAAAAUGCGUAUUUCAGUGGGAGUAAGGUGAAACAAACAAACAAACAAAAAGCACAACCUUUUGGAUACACAUUCUGGGCACACACUCUGGACAGUCUAACAAAAUGCCUUCAUCUAGUGUAAUCAAUGAUGCAUUCAAAUGGAAAAAAGUAUUGACCUGUGAGGAAAAUAUAUCAUUCAGCAUUCCUUGUUUAGAGAUCAAGAGUUGGGCACCUUGAACAUAAAUUUAAUGCUCAUUAAUCAGUGCUAGUGAUUGAGUCAGUAGUCCCAUACAAAAACGUCUCAUGCCGCACUCCAAGCAAUUUGAACUUGUUGAAUAUAAAUAUGGAAACUCGAAAGUGUAACGAUCCAGGAUAUGGAAUCAUCACUCCUCUGGAGCAGCAGUUGAAGUUGUGAAGCAGACCUUCCCAGAGUUUUUCUCAGGGUGUGUUUGGUUCAUAAAUGGAUGUUAAAGCAAGACUCAGAAUAUCUGCUCAUGGCCUCCAGAGGCCAUGUACUCAACCACCAAGGAAGUUGCUAGACUGAGCUUUGUUUAGCAUGCCUCUGCAGUGCAAGCAACACCUGGACCUCGUAUAAGUAUGAUGACAAUAUUUGUUAGUGCUGUUUUGUUGGGUCGCCAACUAGAACUCAAUUGUGGUACAGGUUUUUGUGUGUGCGCUAAAUCAAGGAGUUUGCUAACUUGGUUGUAUUUGGGGGGGAAUGCUAUUGGUCUCUUGUGCUUCAUGUGGGCUUCACCUGGAUGGCCACUUUGAUAACAGGAUGUUGAACUAGAUAACCUUUGGUCUGAUCCUAUAUGACUCUUAGUAUGUGUCUCAUGCUUUGAUGGGGGAAAGAUGGUGAAGUAGUUAUGUCUAGUGCUUUUUUCUGGGGGUACGCAAACCCCUAAACAUUUUGUGAAUAUUUGUACUUUUGUCCAUUUACUGUAUUUAUUUUUCCCAAUUUGAACUAUAAAAUGGUGAUUUUCCUGAGUCAAAAUGAGAGUACCCCUAAACAUUUCUUUAAAGAAAAAAAGCACUGGUUAUAACUCUGCUCCUAGAGACACCUGUGCUUCCUUUAACAUUCAACAACAACUUUAAUCAAUUCCUCCAAAACUUUCCUUCCUUCCUUCCUUCCUUCCUUCCUUCCAUCCCACACUUCUUGUUGUCCUUCUACCAACAGGUGGAGAGCUCUUUAUUCCAUCAGGCCUUUAGGAACUGACUGGAAAGGGCAAGUGCUGUGAUGUUUGUUGCUGCUGUUGUCUGUAUUUUUAAUAGAUCCUUUAAAUAUUGUUUUAAUUCUGUUAGUGCUAAAUUGCUUUUUAAUGACUAUCUUUUCUAUGUUUUAACUUUUUUCCUGUUUGAUCUGUGAGCCACCUUGAACCCCAGUUUUUUAAAAAAGGCAGCAUAUAAAUAAAUACAAUAAUAAUUCUGAGCUGAAAGUUUAAAAAUUUAGACUUUCAACUUUGCCUUUUGUAUAUGUUGGUGUGAAACAAGCCCAACAGCUUUUUGCUCAUAGUCUGUAUUGUUCUAUUUUAUAAAAGUUUUUGCUUUUCACAGCAGGAAAUGAGCCAAUUCUUGGAGCAUUGCCACGAUACUUCUAGGUAUGUUAGAGGAAGGUUGUGCUGGAAAUGUUGGUAUGCAUCUCGGCAUGCAUUGUAGUGUCUGCAUGGGUAAGAGAGCACAGGGAGAGGAACAUCCAACUUUCUUAGACACUACUUUCUGACCUAAUCUGUGCUGACCUUACAUCAGGUGCUGGACUGAUGCUCUGAGAGUUGCUGACCUCACUUCCUACUUCCUUCCUUCCUCUUGCUCCCCUUCCCUUGGUGGGGGAGACAUAUUGGUGUGUCUCUCCUGCUGAGAUGAAAAAGCAAGCAAGGCCCUUAGUUAGGUAUAGGAUCAGGGUGGAUUUGAUUUAAAUCAAAUCAAUUUAAAUCACUAGUCAGUAAGACUUGAUUUAAAUCACUAGUCAGUAAGACUUGAUUUAAAUCACUAGUCAGUAAGACUUGAUUUAAAUCACUAGUCAGUAAGACUUGAUUUAAAUCUUUCUUUCUUUUUUACAGAAAGCCUCAUUCUUGCUGGUAUAAUCAUAAUAUUUACAAUCAGAUGAAGGUUUCAUUUUUGGAAUAAUAAAUUUUCAGAGUAGUUUUUAUAGUUAUAUCAAAAAUUACUGAUUUGGUUAUACUAUUAGAAAUACAUAGACAGAUAAUUAUGAAAUUAUUCUGAGCUUUAAUAAGUUAACUGUUUAUAUUUGGACAACUUUUCUGCUAUACUUUAUUGGAAGGAGAAAAAUAAUCAUUUCCUUAAUAACAAUUUAAACAACGUAUUUAACUAAAACAAUGGCCAUGCUGGGUUGGAUUGAUGGGAAUCAAAGCCCCAACAUCUGGAGGCCUACCGGUUCUCUAUUCCUGCUUUAGAGCAUGUUAGCAUUUUGGCUUUGCUUUGAUACUUGGAUCAGGUUCAUUAUACUUAUGCACUUACUUCCGCUCUCUCUUUUCACUUAACAAAAAUCGAUAAAAUAGCUAUCUAGAAUACAAUUUGUGUAGACCAAAUACCAGCACUUCUGCUCUUAUUUAGUAUGUCAAGUGUGUUUUGAGAUCGCGUGAGCUAUCUUUAGAAAAGGGAACUGUAUAUGUAUUGGGCAGAUUGAUCGUCUUUCCAUCCCAUUGGCUAGAUCUCUUGUUGGCCUAGUUUACUGCACUACAUCAAAUUUCAAAAUGCCCAAGGGGAGUCAGCCUUGUGUUAAACACUGCAAAAAGAAACCAGCAACACACUUUAAACAACAACAACAACAACAAUGCUUGACAGUACAAUUUAAAAGAAAAAAACAGAAGGCAAUGAACUCUAGAGCAGGGCUGGGGACUUUGUGGCUCUUGAUGUUUUUGGGCUCCAGCUCCCAUCAGUCCUGGGCAGCAUGGACAGAGGUAAGGGAUGAUGGGAGCUAUAGUCCCACAACAUCUGGAGGGCUACCCCUUCCCUGCUCUAGAACUAUUUUAAUAGGAAGUGGAUGGGAUGUUCUGCUUUUAAGGUGUGCAGGAAUUGGACAUGUGAUUUAACCUAGAACAGCUGGUUUAUUUUGCUAGAGAUGCACACAUUUGUAGAUGUUCCAGAGCAAUGAAGUCCACUUCUAACUUGAUCCCAGCACUGAUAGCCUCCCUCCCUGCCUGCCCAGGAAGGGUUUCUUAAUGUUUGAGACUAUGUGUGGAGAACCAUGGGAGGGGGAAAAAUGUCUGAAAUGAGGCUGGCUGGUUUGAUGUGGCUUUUAGUACCCUCUUGCCAUAGGCGGUAAGAACUCCUGCAUGCUCCUGCAUCCUCAAGUACCUGUGCCUGACCACAUUGUGUGGACCCCUGGGGUUACAAGGAAGAGAAGCACUUUCAGCAUACAGAUUAUAACUGAAUCAAAAAUGUGACAUUUCAGAAGAAGCAUUGCAUGUUGAGCAUAUUUACUUGAAGGCCAACUCCAUAAAAAUCAAUAGGACAUAUUCUGAGAAAAUAUGAUUUUUGGACGAGAGCACUAACGUGAAACAUAUGUUGCUGUUUCUCUUCCAGGAAUCUAGCAUAUAGGGCAAAGUUUCCCCUUCCCUAAAGUGUGCUGUGUUCUUCCCUAUUUUUCUUCUUCUUGCACCACCACUGUAUCUUGUAGGUGUCUUGCAAAUGGACUCCUGCUACCACCAUCACUGCAACUCCUCCUCCUAACUUGUGCUAUCUCUUUCUCUGCCUUGGCCAUAUGAGCACACACUAGCAUGACUAAAUGAAAUCACAUUCUUGCCUUUUUAAUAGAACCAGAAAUGGCUAUCCUAGUAUAACCGCCCCCCUUGAAUUCCCAAGCCUCCCCACUCUUCUGCCAGCCGAAGCAAAGGCAGACUCAUGGCUGAUAACAAAGCUCUCCCACCCGCUAUAAUUAAUGAGAUAAAAGCACAUAGAGCAGAAGUUUAUCUGGGAGAUGCUGUGAGAAGAAAGUUUAUUCUGCAGCUGCCUUCAGUGAAUUUCCAUUCCAGUCGUGUUUGGCUUCGGAACUGGAAGAAAUUGCAAACUCUCAAAAAUAUCAACCCACAAGGAGAAGAACUGGGUAGGUUUCAGGGCUGCUUCUGCUCUGCUACCCAGUUUUCUCAGCAGGGUGAUCAGUGUGGUGAACUAGUCAGAGAGGUAGGCGAGGACUGGGGUGGGGGGAACCUUGGUUUCAAUUCCUACUUUAUCAUGUAUCUCACUGGUUGACCUUGGCCAGCCAACCUCUCUCUGUCUAGCCUGACUUACAAGAGUGUUUAUAGGGUAAACCUGGGGCAGAGCCCCAUUUGAUGUUGUGGGCUCCUUGAAAGAAGGUGAAGUUAGCAGUGGAACAAGCGUUUAGUUACUGUGUGUUUUGUAAGUAAGAAUGCACCUAUCCAACUGGCUAAGCAUCUAAACCCACAGGUUCAUCCUUGACAUACACAAGAUAAAUUGAGGAGGAUCUCUAAAUUUUGUAAGCAUAGGACUGAAUGAAUGCCAAUUCUUCCAUGGCCAAAGAACACAGUUGUUUUGGGAUGCAAUACAUCAUUGCGUCAAAUCGUUUUUGCAUUAAAACCAAAUGCAUCUCCUCCUUGAAUUUGUGGCUGGAUUUGACCCUGCUUUUCUCUAACCUCUAGUCUUUCUCAUUUCAGCUUCUGCCCAAGCCAGCGACUACCUGUGAGUCACCAUGGCAACCAAGCAACCUCCCCCUCUGAUGAAGAAGCACAGCCAGACAGACCUUGUGAGCCGCCUGAAGACACGCAAGAUCCUAGGGGUUGGAGGGGAGGAUGAUGAUGGAGAAGUUCAUAGGUCAAAGGUAACAAACAUUUCAGUUUUCACACCGCUCUGGUUAUCUGAAGGUUGGGGAGGUUGGCAUUCAGCAAAGGGCUGCAAUUCUGGUUACUGCCCAGCAAUGGGAAGACCUUUAACAAACUAUCACCCACAAUUAAGUUGGAGGUCUUUAGGAUCCUUCUCAGCCCUAAGGCAGGUUAUUGCUCCAUGGAAUGACUAAAUAGUUCAUGCUAAAGUUAGUAGCAAAGGAGGGAAGACCUUUUGUUUAAGCUAAGAAAUAAUUGCAGCUCCUCAAGAGUAUCAGCAGUGAUAAGGCUAUAUAGGAAGCCAAGCAGAGGAGAGAUGAAGGAAUUUGAUAUUCCAGACUUUUGUUCACUUUGCCCUACAAUUAUUAUCUUGUUCAACCUGCUUUCUAAUCAAUUGUACAACAGUUGUGUGUUGUACCCGACAAACAGAGCUCUUGUGUAUCUCAUUUAAUUGCAAAAUCUAGUGCAGGAGAUGAUAGAUUCACAGCCGUGGGUUGAAUUACAAGGCCUAUGGGGGUGGCUAGUUAAAGCUGCAGUUCUCACCUCAUUAGAGACAUGUCUUUGUAGAUGUAGGAAUAUUCUCUGUAAAGUGUUUCUAUUCCCCCCAUGAACAGAGAAGUUUGAUUCCUAUAUACCUUCUGCAUACACAGUCCUCAUUCUACAAGUAUGUGGUUGGUCACUGUAAGAAAAGAAUGCAGGGUUUAGGUGGGCCUUUGGCCAGAUCCAUCAGGGAUCUUCUUAGGUUCUUUUCCUUCAGUGCUGCAGCCAUACAUCAUCACUUCUUCUUUUUCCUGCAUCUGCAAAACCAAUCUUUCUCUCUGGGCAUUUUCCACAUAUCCCAGAUCAAAGCUGUGCUUCAAAAUGCAGACUGUCCAAAAGCCGUUCUACAAAAAGUGUGUAAUUUGUCAUGGACUCAAGUUAGGAGCUUAAUAUAUCCUCUUGAGCUAUCGGAGCUCUUUUGUGUGUUGGGAGACGGUUUUUUUGUUCUUUACCACUUUGUGCGCAAGCCAUAACUGCAAUACAGACUUGAACUGGUGUAAUAUUCUUUAACUUUCCCCUAGGUGCUGCGGUUCUGUGUGGGAGGCUGGAGAUCUUGAGCUGAGGGCUCUCAGCAGCCUCAACAAAUUACAAUUCUUUGCAGGGAAUCUGUGAUAACUUAAAAUUUAUAUAAAACCAAUCUAAAGAUGUAUAGUGUAGAUUUGGCUACAGUUUCUGCUCCUGGGCGCAAUAUUUAGGAAUGCAAAAACAACUUCAGAAUAUGUAGCAGGUAGUGAUAGCUGGUAGGGGCUCUCGUUGUCUGAUGACCCAGGAAUAAUGGGGGUGGUGUUUUUAAAUCUAUCCCCUGCUAGAACUAGGGAUGCAGGAGAAAUUCGGUUCAAUUCGCACUUAAAGGAAAACAUCUAACUGAAACCUCCUGAAACAUUGCACAAACCAAAGGCAGCCGGAGGGGGUGGGAUUUCCACUUGAUGACUGUGGUGAAAUUAACAAGACGUUAGUGCUGGUUUGCUUCCCUCCCUUCCUUUUUAUGGUGUAGGCCAGGGGUCAGCAACCUUUUUCAACUGUGGGCCGGUCCACCAUCCCUCAGACCAUGUGGUGGGCCGGACUAUAUUUUGAAGAAAAAAAAUGAAUGAAUUCCUAUGCCCCACAGAGAUGCAUUUUAAAUAAAAGCACACAUUCUACUAAUAUAAAAAACUGCUGAUUCCCAGACCUCCGUGGGCCAGACUGAGAAGGCGAUUGGGCCACAUCCGGCCCCCGGGCCUUAGGUUGCCUACCCCUGGUGUAGGAGAGCCAGUGUGGUGUAGUGGUUAAGAAUGGUAGUCUCAUAAUCUGGGGAACUGGGUUCGCGUCUCCGCUCCUCCACAUGCAAGCUGCUGGGUGACCUUGGGCUAGUCACACUUCUUUGAAGUCUCUCAGCCCCACUCACCUCACAGAGUGUUUGUUGUGGGGGAGGAAGGGAAAGGAGAAUGUUAGCCGCUUUGAGACUCCUUAAAGGGAGUGAAAGGUGGGAUAUCAAAUCCAAACUCUUCUUCUUCAAACUCUUCUAGGCUUAUAUCCCUGGUUUGAAUUCUUUCUCUUUAUCCAGGACACACACACACACACACACACACUCACAAUCCUUUGGCAAGGCUAAAUUCCUCCAGGCGCACAUCUCUUUGGUCAACCAUCUGGUGGGUGGUUGGAAGUUGUAGCCUAGAAAGAUCUAGCACGUUGACUACUCUUAGGUUAUGAAUAGGAUCCAAACACAUCACCUGAAGUAGCAGGUGUAACUUCUUGGUAAUUUAAGCAGGCUAGAGAAGAAACAAAACUGGAAAGGUAUGUGCACAAAAAAUGCAGGUAUUACGUCUUCCAAAUUGACGGGAGUGUGGGUGUCCUGUUUGCUAAUGACUUCUGGUGCAGAGAGUUCGUACUAGAAUUUUAUUUAUCUUUUAAGCGCUUAUCCUAAGGCUGUUAGGACCUUGAAAGAAAGCUGUAAAAGAAACAAAUGAGGAAAAAAAUAGAAGGAAACCGUAACAGCCUAGAACUCAGCAAGAAGUUGCUGGUGUUGAUUAAUCACUGAACAAAUCUGCUUUAACAGGGCCCCAAAGGGAAAGUUCUGAGGCACUCUUGCUAGGUCUCUUCUUCUUUUUAACUUUGCUUGUUUACAAAAAUAAGUAGAGCCAUAACUCUUAGGGGAAAACUCAAAAAUACUGAUUGUUUAAGGGAAAGGAUAACAAUGCAGACUCAGCUCUGGGGUUUUGUACAACUGUAGGAAGGCGUUUGCUCCUCUCUGUUAGUAUGCUUUGUAUCAGUGGUGCCAGAGGAUCGGAGAUAGAAGUGUAUGGAAUCUCCAUCAUAUGGUUCUGCCUGGGAUCUCUCUCUUCUCUAUUCACAGCAGCAUAUAGUUCUCUGCUUCUGCUGCAGCUUUUAGUCAACUUUGCCAUGUCAGGAGAGCUCUCUGGUGACUUUGGUAAGGCAGGGGAUUUGAGGGCUCGUGCGUCCACGUGACUCAUGCCCAUUGCUCUGUGCACACUCUGCUUUUUACACACGGCUUUUUUUUAUUAAUGGAUUGACCUUUUUGUCACUGAAUCCUAGUGGUUGCUAAGCAACUUAUUUAUAAUGACAGCUAUUCUGUGACUUUUUAAGCUGUUACCUUUUAGUCGUACAGAUGGUAGAUAACGCAGUAACCUAUUCUAAAAUUGGUUCUGCCUCUUAAUAAAUAUGUUUAAGAAGACAAGUUGUCCUGGAAGCAGUGUGUAUGUGUGUGUGUGUGUAAAAUUCAUCAUAAAUGGACGUAGAUGUCAUGGCAGCUUCUGGAGAAAUAAUUUAGCACUUUUUGGAUUUUCAUGUUUUCUUGCCAUUCUCUCUCUCUCUCUCCCCCCCCCCAUCAUGCUUUCAAAACAUCUUUGAGGACUGCGAGCUUUAAAAGAAAACAAGGACCCUAACUAUUAACACUCAGAACUUGCAGCUCUAAAAGUAGCUUUAGACAAAAAGGGUUGUUUUAUUUCCCUAGAGCCUGGAGUUAGAGCUGUAUUAAAUUUGGCAAAACCCUAGACAUGGCCAUUUUGAACUUGCUCUUGUUCUGGGGAAGUCUACCAGAGUCAGCCUUGCUACACAGUCAUGCACUAAGCUAAAUGUGUCUCCAGACUACAAGUCUCCUCCUCACAAACAUGAGAGUUGUAAGACUUAUUGAAAUUGACAAUCAACUUGGUCUGAAUCCAUCUCAUCAGAAGUAUUUGCAUGCAUCAGUUUGAAGAGGAAACUCAGCACCAUGUCAAAGACCAGGCCUGGAGAAAACCCACGUUUUCCUCAUUAUACUUUAGAAGUAUCAAUCCUUCUCUCAGCCCACCUCACCACCACAAAUCAGCUGUGUCAUCUUGGCCCCUCCUUGAAGUCUCAGGAGAUGAACCAGAGGAAGCGAUGCUAAGUUUUUCUCUCUCUGCUGUGCCCACAACUUGCCAGUUUUCAUAUUUCCCUUUGUGUCACUUACUGAAUGCAGGAAAUAACAAAGAAUUGCAUGUGCAAACUGUAUUUUUCUCCCCAGCUGGCAAUGAGAAGCUGAAGAUGGGCAGGAAGCAACCAAAGCCUGUUUAAAUUCCCUUUGUACUCAUUUCCUUCUAAAACGGCCCCUUUCUUUCUGUGACUUGUAAUUCUUGUUGAGUAUCUAGAGACUUUGCUGCUGUGAUCCAUUCUUUAGUAUUGGGGUGGCUGACUUUUGGCCUUCCCAGAUGUUGCUGGACUACAAUUCCCAUCAUCCUUCUGACCCUUCACUUUGCAGGAUGGAGCAUCUCUACAACAGGGUAAAAAAUACAUCACCUUUAACUUCACUGUUCAGUUCCUUUUACUUACAAAAAAUAAUAAUCAAAGAAGGGCUUCUGUUCUUUACUUUUGCAUCUAGUAAGGACUGAAUGGGACUCUUGAGAAGGUGCUGAACCUCACCUUUCCAGUUUCAGUUUCUCUCUACUGCUGGAUUCAAAAUUUUAUUUGUUAGCCUCUGACUGUCUCUCUUUUGGAACCAAAGCGAUGUACUGUAUUAGUAAAGAAUCCAAUUCUCCUCCUCACUUUCUUUGGUUGUCUACAGCUUUCUGCCCUUUUUAUAUGGUUCAUCUGAAGGACAAAGUGGAACUCUGCUGCAUCAGGCCAGAGGUCUAUCUAUUCUAGCAUUCUCUUAUCACAGUGGCCAACCAGAUGCCUUUUAUGUUCUGGCUCUCAGGUCCUUAACUGGCACAACCCAAGCCUGCCCCAACACGCAGUGGCCGAACACAUGUAUUACAUGCAAACAUCAUCUCUAGGUAGGGCUGGGAAAGAUUCCUGGAGGGCCAUUGCCAGUUAGCAUAGACCAGCCUUCACCAAUUGGAUGUUUUAGAUUAAAAACGCCCUAACCAGAGCGUUGUGAAGUCAAGCAGCUAAAUUGACUGAUGGCCUGAUUAGAAGGCAGCUUCAUCUGCUUCAAACAGAAGGUAUGGAUGUUUGUUCCCUGCUGAAACCUAGACUUUCUAGAGUUGAAAUGGUCUGCCCCUUUACUUUAUAGUGGCUUUGCCUAUGCUAUUGCUUAGUGACAGUUCAGAUCCUAAGGAGAGCUUGUAGUCUGUGCUGUGUUACCAAUGCUAUGCACAAUUCUGGAGUCUUCAGAGGUUGCAGAUGUGUGGUUUGAGUCACUCACAGUGUGUGGCCUAUGACCGACUAUAGAAACUGCCCCCCAUGUGUUCAGAGCCAGCAUGGCUAAUGGUCAGGAACAACGGUGGUUGUAGUCUAACAAUAUCUGGGGAGCCACAGGCUUCCAAUCUUUGGUUUAGAAUGUCAGAAAAAUAUUUAAGCUGCCAUAAUUUCACCCUGUGGGUGCAGACUAAUUCUGCAAAUUGAGAUCUGCAGAGCAAAGUAUACAUUGCACUUCAUUCUCUGUAGGAAAAUAUGUGGGCGGUAAGUCUAGGAUUCUAUACCACCCCUACCCCAUCCAGACAAUGUUUUUGCAGGCUGAGUCUGAGUCAGUUACCUUACUCUUUUCUUUGAAUUUCAGAUCAGCCAAGUUUUGGGCAAUGAAAUCAAGUUUGCUGUGAAGGAACCCUUAGGGCUCAGGUAAGUUUGCAGGAAGAAUCUCUGUGCUCAGACUACUAGCCAAGGGCAAAAUGAGCUGAAGGAAGGGCUGCAAUAUUGGCACUGAACUUCUGCAUGUAGGCUGUUUCUUCAUUGUUGUUAAUGACUUUAAGAAUAGCAGAGACUUGAGUGGAGAAUUUUUCCAACUUGGUGUGAAGUAUAUUAGGUUGUUGCAUUUGGCACAUAUCUCCUUGCACCAUGGAUUUUAAAGGAAAUUUCCCACCUGUGCAAUUUCCAAGAGGAGCAGGCAGCUACCAGUACAAGAUGCGGGAGGCAAAUGCUUAUGUUUCACCAAAGCAGUACUGUGUCCCUCACCUGAGUUUUUUGUGUGCCAGGUAGUAACCAACUGAAUAGUUCUUCACAAAGUUCACUUGGAAACUUAGGAUAUUGCUCUGUUUAGUGCAUCUCAGUACUGGAUUUUCAGUGCUGCCACAGUAACUUUUAAAGAUGAAUGCUUUGGCACAUGGGAGAAUGGCUGUAAGGAAAAGGGGUUCAAAAGAGGGAAUAGAACUUCCUAGUUCUGCUUAUGGGUGCAAGAGCCCUCUUACAAUAAAUUCUGGGCUUCUAGAGAGCAGUUUCUGAAAGAACAUACUUCUUGCAAUUGCAGUGAUGUCCUAGCUCAGAAUAUUUGAUGCAGAUUUUAGGCAUCUGUGAGCACUUUUAAAGGACACUAAAUUGAGGGUCUGGGGGAAAAGUAAGCCAUCUGCUUCCUGCAAGCAGAGGGACAGUUUGGGUGGUGCUUCAAGAUGUGAUCCAUGCCUACAUUUGUAGCUGUCCAAAUGGAGAAGGCCUGUCUGAAUAGAGCCUAUAGAAACCCUAAUUGUGUGUAGGUCAAAGUUGCAGAGGUGUCUUUGAAAGACUGGGAAGUUUUUGUCGAUGCGCCUAGGAUAUUUCACACCUCCUGUUCUCAUGAGCAACCCUUGUUUAAGACAAGUCCAGUCAUCCCCCCCCCCCCCGUUUACUUUCACAAACUCUUUGUUUCUAGCUUAAGUCAACAGAGAUGAUCUUAAUUCAGGAUUGGGAAACCCCUCCAGCUAGGCCAGGGAUGAUGGGCAUUCCCAUCCAACAUCAUCUGGAGGGCCACAGGUCUUCCCCCCAUUCCUGUCCUCAUGUCUUUCCUUAGAGAAACAAAAGUGGCCACUUUGUAUAUAAAACUGACUGGGGGAGAAUGUCGUCUUUAGACUGUUAAAAGCUUAGAUGUUCCCAUUUGACCUUUCUUGCAGGGUUUGGCAGUUUGUGACAGCUGUCAUGUUUUCUGGGGUUGCCAUCAUGGUAAGUGACCUGCUCUAAGGUGGAAUCUCAAGUUGAGCUGGGGUGGGAAUUUCGUUCAAUUUUACAUGUUGUACUUUAUGGGAUAAUAUACAAACCAAAAUACAGCUUUCCUUUGAUACUUGUAGUUUUCUGAAUUCGAUGCAUGUAUUGGGGGAAAGCGUGCAUAAAAAUGGAUACAUGAGUGAAAACAACAUACAAAAUACGUUCUGUUCAGGGAUAUUGUUUGCAGAAAUGUGCACAUUUAGGCAAAAUGCGCAAUGAAAUGCAGACAAUUUUUUUAUGAGGACAUUAAAAAAAAUAAAUGCUGAAGGGUGGAAAACUGAAAUUAAGAUGGGGGGAAAUGAGCAUCUAAAAUUGACAAAUUUAUCCAUCCUAGUCUAUAAACCAGUCAUACUUGGUACCCUAAAAUGAGCAUUUCCCUUUCUCCUCUUUAUUGUUGUACACCUCAUUGGCCUUUACACUUGCAAUGGGUGGCUGUGCUGCUCCUCUUCCUAACCAGGGCUCCAGAUUCCAUCUGCAUGCAUUUAUUCUUUCCCUAGCCAUGCAUGCUCAUCUCUCCCUUCAGUUGAGGACAAUUUUUCUGAGUAAAGCAGGGUGAAGCACCGUAAGCUUUCUCCGCUGAAGUUUCUUUCUUUCCUGUAGGCUCUCGCCUUUCCCGAACAGCUCUACGAUGCUGUCUUUGAGGAAGAGUCGGUCAACAGUAAGACACCUAUCCGUCUGUAUGGAGGAGCCUUACUAAGUGAGUGCAUUGCUGCUUGGCUAACCGAUUGCUCAUCUCGUGAUGAUAGCUGGGUGCAUGCUACAGAAAUGGGGGUGGAUUUCCUGGAUGGGGGUUAUGCCCUGCCACUACAAUACGCACAGUUCACUUCUAUGGAGCAGGUGUGAAAUAUGGUGUGACCACAAGCUCCCCUUUGAAAAGUUAAAGGGCCUGAUAUCUCUAAAGAUAUUCAGAUUAACUGCUGAGAUGACCAGCGACAUUGGGUGAAUCCACAAUAUUUUGUGGAUAUUUUGUACCAAUAGAUAGAGUUUGGUAACUACCUUAUGUGGCAAAUACUUCAAGAGGUGCAGGGAGCAUUGGGACAGCUGGCUGUUAAGUCUUGUGGUGUGUGAAGGGGAAAUCAUUUUGCCCUGGUCACUACAGCAGCUGGUCACUUCAAUGCUGUGGCAAAACAAUGGGGUGAGAAUGGUGCUCACCGCAGAUUUCAUAAACUUGUAGCAAUUGUGCCAGUAAGCCGAGAUGCGAUAUUAUGUUGUGCGUCUUGUGGAGCUGGAAUAGUCGAAUGAUUGGUUGUGGUGGCUUUGCUCCCAAACAAUAGAUACCAAAAGCUAUUCUGAGAUGAGCAUUGGAAGUUUGUAAAACUGUUUCUAGAUUGAACCCUCUACAGUGCAGGUGGGUGUUAACAAGCACCAUUGAAUGUUUCUCCAUAAAACAACAAACUUUAUAUAUCUGGAAAACUAGGUUUAGGGAGAAGCCAGCUAGUAUUUCCUUAUACCCCCAAAGGCACACUCCUCCACUGCAACGUGAGACAGCUGGAUGCCAGCAACCAGUCAGCUAGUUUUGUAAGUUCAGGGGAUCUCUCUCCCGGCCCCACCCCUGCCGGUGGAGAAGCAUUACCUGUUAUCUGGCUAGCUGCUUUAGGAACUAUUGCAGUAUCCAUAGCGCCACAUUCCUCUUGCUUUUUCUGGAAGAUAUUUUGAGACAAAGCCAGCUUGUGCUGGGCACAACUACGUAAGAAGUAAGGCAAUGCAUUCUUCUUAUAAUUGCAGGCUUGUGUCUGGUAGUCAGAGGCAAUUCUAGUGCAGCUGGAAAACUCUUUAUUGACUUAUCCUGUAAGCCUGUAGCAUCGCCUAGUGGUAGCAAGUGGGCAUGCAGCAGUUUUGUUUUCCUCGGUGGCUACAUUCACAGCACUCAUGUAAAAAAGCACUAUGCCACAAUUUUAAACAGUCAUGCUCUCCCCUUUUAAAAAAAAAAGAGGAUUCGAAGAGCCUCUGUUUGUUAAGGGUGCUAAGACUCCUAUUUCCAGAGUGGUUUAACAGUCAAUCCCCUUCACAGGGAACUCUGGGAAUUGUAGUUCUCUGAUAGGAAUAGGGCUCUCCUAACAGCUCUCAGAGCCCUGAACGAACUACAGCUCCCAGAAUUAUUUGUGGGAAGCCAUUACUGUUUAAAGUGGCAUCCUAGUCCUUUAGAUGUACGGUGUGGUACAUCUCCCAGUACUGUACUUUCCCCUCUCCAUACCCAUCAUGUCUGAGUAUUUCCUCUUGCCUAGAGUUGAACGGGUAAAACACAUCUGUCUUUUAAUGUGUAUGGAGCCAAAGAAGGGGACUGGAAUAGCUAAUGCAACUUGCUGUUCCUCAGCAGGUAGUGUAGGGCAUUAGCUUUGCCUUGGUACUCUUUGUUUUUGAAAUACACAAGCAAAUUUUUGCUCCCGAUGAGAUACAGUGUUAUCUUCCCUAGACCUUUUUGCCAGGCUGCUUUUGGUUCUUGUGCUUCUUCCACGGGAGAAGGAAAAUGAAAGGCUGCAGCAGGGCUCGAAAUGUCCUGGUGGAAGUGGAUGAACGCAUCUGCCAGUAUCAUUAAGGGUGGGGAGGGAUUGGCUUCCUUCCUUUGCCUUUGGUAUUGCAUAUGUAGUGCUCCUAUUGAUGAGAGAAGGUCCUCUAUGACAGGAGAGUACAAGAGGAAAUUGUGUGUGUGUGUUUCUGCUUCUGGGUGUAAAAUGCACAUGAUCACAACAGAUGCCAGGCAAGCUUUGGAAACUUAAAUCUUAUUUCAAAACUUUCAUAUCACUUUAUGAUUUGAUAUUGUUAGGUCAGUUUUAAGAGAUUUCACUAUAACUUCCGUUUGAUGAUGAUGAUAGCAAGAUUUUAAGGAGCAUAUUAAUGUGUUUGUAUCAACAGCACUUCUUAGAAGGCUAUGUCUUUCUACAUGUGGCUUCAGUAGAUGACACCUCCCCUUUCCCUCUGUCAUCCCUUUCCCUCCAAUCAUCUUUAGGUAUCUCCCUCAUCAUGUGGAAUGCUUUGUACACAGCUGAGAAGAUCAUAAUGCGUUGGACUCUGCUGACAGAAGCAUGUUACUUUGGAGUACAGUUCUUGGGUAAAUAUGCCUCUUUAUGGUCAUGCUCUCCCUUUGCUUUUAUCAUGGAAGGGAAACUUCGAUACACGGGGUAAGGUCUCAUGCUGAGGUUAAUCAGGCCCAAGACACACAGGCCUUUCUUUGCAAAAGGAGAAUGCAAGGAUACAAGGACUAAACAUUCAGACCAAACAUGAAAGUUCAAAGCUUUUGUUCCUAAAAAUCAAUAUUAUGAAGCUGGAAUAUUUCUUGUCCUUCAGAAGAGAGAACCCUAGAAAGAGGUGAAUAGAAAUAGGAGUGAAGCAAUAGCUCAACUUAGCACACUAACCCUCAGUCAUAACACACAAAAGAUGGGGUGUAUUCAGACAAAUGCAUACCAAGGACCCAGUUAGAGAUCCUGUAACAAGCAAAAACAGGGAACGGUGAAUGCUGCUGACAUGUGUCUCCUUCGAUGUCUCUCUAUUAAGGCUUUUCUGAAUUGCAAGUCUUUCCCCCAGUUUGUUUUCUUGGUCUUCUCAGCUGUGUUAUUUAGAAGUGUUUAUAAACUACUUGAUAGUUUAAGAAUCUCUUAAACGGCGCACAAUAUAAAAACAAUAUCAUUAAAACAAAAAUACAAUGCAAAACCAAUAAAACUGUGCCAUGGAAGCACGCGGAAACAAAACAUAUUGGGAUUCACAUGCUGCAAGGGGAGGGAGGGGGAAGUAAGGGUGCUAAAUCCAGUGGAACCUGAAUUUGCUGGUAUGCAAUUAGAUUCUACUUGCCAGAGCGCAACUUGGCCCUUGAGUGCCAAGUAAAAUCUCGUAGCUGCUUCGGUUGCAUGCCUGAUUUUUUUAAAGGCGAAACAUGUUGAAGACAUGUGUCAUAGGUUGCACUCUUAAGGCUGCUGCAGGGAACCCACACCACAGAAUGCCUUUCUGUGGCAUCAGUAGCUCAUGUCAAGUGGGAUGUGUCAUUCAGCAAGGUCUUAACCACUCCAGCACCCGUCUCUCACCAAAAACAAGCACUGUUUCUCUGUUAAAGUCAAGAAUGUAGGAAGAGCCUGCUGGAUUCAGCCACUGGCAUCCUGCUCUCACAGCAGCCAACCUUUGGGAAGCCUGCAAGCGGGGCCUGAGGGCAGCAGCUCUCAGAACCAAAUAGACACUGCUUCAUAGAAGCAACGAUCUGCAGUUCUAACUGCAACCAAAGCAUCCAUGUUCUGCUAGAGUAGGCAUGAAGUGGCCUUUUCCUGUUUUCUCAAGAGGUGUUCUAGAGGGUUUUGAAAACGUGUAUUUCUUUUCUUCCAACCUGCCUUUUCUCUCUCUUUCAGUCACCAGCAUCACCCUGGUUGAGAGCGGCCGGGGGUCCACGGGAGCCACAUUGCUCCUCAUCAGUCGGGUCCUCUUUGUACUUAUCAGCUUUUAUUAUUAUUACCAACUUGGACGCAGACCCAAGAAAGUCUAACCUCCAGGACUGCUGAGGGCUGGUGCAGAGAAGGGUCUGUCAUAAUUUCUGCAUUCCUUUCGCUCAUUUUUGUGGGGCUUUUUUCCCUUUCUUUCUUUCUUUCUUUCUUUCUUUCAAAAACAACAACCAGACUUCCUUACGGCAUGCAUCAAUGUAUAAAUAAAUCCAGUGCUGUUGUUGCCACCACACUGGACGUGGAAAAGGAGAGGUCAAGAUGACUCCAUGGUGCCUAUGGGAAGAGGACAGGAAAACAGUGAUAAGGCGGCAGAUUCAGGGAUGUGGGUGGGCAAGAUCAGCUAUUCGUAGCCAUUCUCCUCUGUGAAUCUAGGCAGUGGCACAUGAUCAAAAUAUACACUCGUGGAAACAGAGUAUCAUAUCAAAAUGACAUCCAAAGGGCAAAGAAAGUGAUAUCAGCUCUGUGUACAGGGGACAGAUUGGGAAUUUUCUCUCUACAACUAGCAAUCUGCUGUUGGGGCUUUUGGUAGCAUUCCCUUCGGUUGAAAUGUGUGCUGGGGACUUGCCAUAUAAAGGGCUCAAAAGGAAGUUCUAUGGCCAUAUUUUCCUCAUCUUCUAGGACAUUGGAAGUCAGAGAUUCCUUAGGUAGUGAUGUCCUUGCUAUGAAUGCAACCUAUUCUUUUUUUAAAAAAAAGAGCAUUUGCUGUAGUAAUUUUAAGAAAUGAUUCCAGCUGAUUUUAGGAGUUCUUGUGAAAAUAUCAGAUUUGGCUAUUGCUGCCUCUUUGUUUUGUGGGGUAUCUCUCUCCCUCCCCUCAACCCUACCAGCCCUCUUCCUGUUGGUUUAUUCUGUUGGCCUUUUUAGUUCUAAAUGUUACAAAAAUGCCUUCAGAUGAUUCUGGAUGGAGUCUGUUAGAAAGGAAAUGGGGCAAGGGACCAAUAAGGAAACCGUGAGUUCACACAAUCUCUUGUUUACAAAAAAUGGCAACACACAGUAAUACACUUGAACAGAAGUGGGCAAGAUGUGGCCCUCCAGAUUAUGUUGGAGCUUCAGUUGCAGCCAGCCUCUGCCAGCAUGGCCAACCGUGAGGGAUAGUGUAAGUUGUAGUCCAGCCACAUCUGGAAGGCCCAGGGAUUAGCCACUUCUGCACUAUAUCGUUUAAUUGCUGCCAGGCACCAGCCCUUUCAAAAGGAAAAUACUAUAGUUUUGUGGGAACACAUUCCUAAAUUGAGUGACCAAGAAAACUGCAGGAAAAGGCCAUGAUAGAAAGUGGUUGCAUGUACUUGCUAGACUAGUUCAAUGCAUAUGCUGAAAUGACAUGUGUAUUAGCCUUCCCCCCCACUCCCCAGUUGUGGUGGUCCUUCUAGCCUUCUGUGAAAUAGAUUAGCAGUGGAAGAGGUUGUGUACAUCUGAUUCCUCUGUCACUUUCCACAGGAUUAUACUCCAACUGAAUUGCUUACUUUUACCAUAUUGUAAGUUUUGGAUAUGAGUCUGGGCCCAGAGGCAUGUUUGCACAUCAGUUGCCUGCUUGGUGUGAGGAAGAGGCUGCCAUAGGGCUGCAAAGUCUCCUGAACUCACUGGCUGUGCUAGAGAGUGGGAUCAGUGGUGCUCUCCAGGUUUGAUGGCCUCUGUAAUGUUUGCCAGUAGUGAUGGACAACCCAUCCCAAACAUCUGAGGCAUUCUGACAAUUGGCAUUUCAUUCUUAACCAAAAUUAAAGCAAUGAAUAUAUGCCAUUGAUAUCUCCUGCCUCAAUCUCAGUGUGAAUAAUGAUGUUGGAAAGACUAGUAUAGUUUUGAUGUUGAAGGAUGUUUCUCUUAGUGUGCCAAUGAAUUUUUCCCAAAUAGGCAAACAGACCAAAGUUUGAAAUCUCUCCUCCUCUUCUCCUCACCCCCUACCCUUGUUGGGAUUUCAAAUAUAAUUGGGAAGUGUUUACCAUCCUCCUACAGACCACAGUCUUAUUUAUUACUUUGGGCUCUGCUCUAGCAUUUUCCCAUUUUUAAAGCUUUUGAUAAAUGCAAUGAAGUUUCAAAUCUCAGUCCUCCAUAGAUACACCUCACAGUAUAGUCUUUGCAUUUUGUACUCCCCUUGAACUGAGACAGGAGGAAUUCUGUAUUCAUUGUGGAUUUAAAGGCUGUUUGUCAGGAUAGGUGUGUCGAGAUGAACCAGCCAUUUUGAAGUGGAUGCAGCAAAUCUAGGACAGCUGCCUGUGUCUCCACCUUUGUGCCAGGACUGCAGUACCUACACGGGAACAGCACACACAUUACCCUUUUGAGACUGAGACAACAUCCUUACACCUUCAGCAGCAAGAAGAAAAUGUUCUCAGAAAGUCACACGAACCCGUCAUGGACUGUUGGCAACAUGCACCGUCUUUUGCCUGCAGUGGUCGCCCGAAGACUUUCUUUACUUCUUUUGGCAUCAAACGUCUGCAUGAACUUGGACUACCAUGUAUGUUGCAGUUCCAGGCCGCAUCAAGUGGGUCCUCAAAAACUAUUUGAACUGAAUAUCCAUGUUGAUCAUGCAAGUGUAGACUUUAGAAUCCCAGGGUAAUGGUGCCUAGUGGUCCAGCGUGAGGUUUAACUCCUCCAACCUGAGCAAUUUUGUUAAUGCUAGUUUUAAGUGUCACUCUCAGUUUUCUCGUCUGUAUGUACACUAUGUGAAACAAGUACGGUUUUCAGCAGUUGCUGCCUGGCUUUGAGCAUUUUGCAUCAAGGAGGGUCUGGGACUGGGGCUGGGCCUAUUUUGAAGAUGACUGGACUGCAGAAAGAGGAGCCUUUUCGGAGUUUCUUUCACCUGAUGUCCAAAAAUCAUGAGUUGAGCUGGGGGAAUGGGGGAAGGAGGAACUAUAACUGCUUCUAAAUUGCAACUUUUUUGUCUACUUUCUGGUCCCAAUGUUUAUACAAUCGGCAUUCAAAAAAACAAAAGCAUCAGUAAAGUCACACCUAAUUUCACUUGACCCUUUGACCAAAAUUCACCUUGGGAUAGUCAACAAGUCACACCAAUAGUUGAUACCUGGCCUUGUAGGGCUGUUACCUUAGGCAUGUUCUUGUAUUUGUGGCUGCAGCAGGCAUGGGUAUGAGUUUCAUACAGACUAGAAGAGGCCAUUGCUCAGUAGUACAGCACAUUAUUUACAUGAGGCCACCAUAACACAAGAGAUCCCACCCCCCACCCCCCGUGGAAUCCUGUUGCUCAUGCUGUUGUUUUUCAUAGCACAUGCUACCUUCCUCCCUCAUGCAACUGCCCUUGAUCUUUGUUUUAGAGAAAAGCAGGCAAAGCAAUCCCAGAAGUGUUAAAAGACUUUGCACACAGCAAGGCACUACUUUGAAGCCACUGUGACUCAGGCAUGGGGUGCAAGGAGCUCCCUUAAUGUACUCCCUUGAAUGGUAGCAGCUCUCUCAAUCUGGGAUCUCCUAUAAACUCCCUUUUAUUAACCUUUGUAUAGCUUUGCCCUGUGAGGAUUAAUUUGCUGCUACUAAAGUGAGGUUUUUGUGGGGGAUUUUUUGUGGGGGCUUCUUUUAAUCAUUUGCAGAAAUGCAGUUUCGCUUGCACGGUUUCCACAUCUGUUCCCUGCUAUUGUUCCUCUGAUCAGUUGUAGCUUUAGUGCUGUUUUUAAACUUGAAAGGGCUUCUUCCCUACAUGUUCUCAGCCAUGUGGGAAUCAUGUAGUGCCAUGUCCCCAGCCAACAAAAGCAGGGUGGGAACAUUUCCCCAGACCAGUGGUAACUGCUUUACCCAGUACUAGUGGGGGCUCUAUUACACAGCAUGACUAGCUGGGAUACCAUCAUGGGACUGAAACUGCCUUGGUCGCACUGGUUGAUGAUCUCCGGCGGGCUAGGGACAAAGGUGAGAGCUGUUUCCUAGUUCUGCUGGAUCUCUCAGCG
Podarcis lilfordi (Lilford's wall lizard) is the source of this 51091-nucleotide messenger RNA. Lineage: Eukaryota; Metazoa; Chordata; Lepidosauria; Squamata; Lacertidae. The record is from the annotation of a GenBank genome assembly.